This is a messenger RNA of Xyrichtys novacula (pearly razorfish), 54862 nucleotides long. NCBI's taxonomy places the organism in Eukaryota, Metazoa, Chordata, Actinopteri, Labriformes, Labridae. The record is from the annotation of a GenBank genome assembly.
AGACUCUCAGCAGCGCUCCGUCCUCUCCAAGUGAUGCUCGUCGGCGGCGCAUAUCGGUGGGUCCUCACCGCCCGCUGCAGGGAGCAGAACCGCACCGGGUCAUUUUUCUCCCUCUGGAAACUCGCACGAAAGAACGAACAAGGCAUGGGAAUUUAACGGGGCUGGUGAUGAAGAGGAUAACACGACAAGGAAGCUCUCAAGUCCCAUCCGAGAGAAGAGGGAGAGGGAGAGGCGAAGGAGGAAGAGGAGAGGAGGGAACUCCGGAGAACGGUCCCGCCGGGACGGGUGCAGGCAGAACAGCAGCGGAAGGUUUUUUUGUGCUCUGAAUAGUUGGAAAUGAACUCCUGAUGCCUGCUUUUACUGUUUGUUUGUGAAGCAUACAGAGGAUUCUCAGAGUUGGCCGGUGCAUUACUGUGAUGGAGUGAAUGAAAGGAGGGCGCACUGUAACUUCAGCCUCGCCAUGAAAUCAGUGAUUUUCAGUCGUUUCUUCAUCCUGCUGCCUUGGGUCCUGAUUGUCAUCAUCAUGAUCGAUAUCGACACUAAAAGGGCGAUCCGGGUCCCAGCAGCAGGUCGGAUGGGAAGGCUGCAGAGGGUUGUCCGGACUGGCGCACCGGGGGUCGGCGGAAACCAGAACCAGUCCUCCUUGCCGGUGAUCUACGCCAUCACACCCACCUACACCCGCCCGGUGCAGAAAGCGGAGCUGACCCGCCUGGCUCACGCCUUCCGCCAGGUGCCCCGGUUCCACUGGAUCGUAGUGGAGGACUCGACCGCGCGCACGGACCUGGUAGCGCGUUUCCUUGCCCGGAGCGGUGUGCCGUUCACGCACCUGCAUGUUUUCACCCCACGCAGGUUUAAACGCGCCGGGAUGCCGCGCGCCACCGAGCAAAGGAAUGUGGCUCUCGCGUGGCUCCGGCAGCACCGGAGCAAGAGGGACUCCGGGGUGGUUUUCUUCGCGGAUGACGACAACACGUACAGCCUGGAGCUGUUUGACGAGGUAAGAAGCCUCACUGUCAUCCUGUCACCUGCUCUGACACUCUCUAUCCUGCUCUGUCAUCAUGCGGGUUGCAGCUGCAGUCUCCUUCCUCAACUGUUGGCUGCUCAAAUACAAUUAAGUGUGUGAAUCUCAAAACCAUGAACAAAACUUAAGAUGUGUCUUGUGAAGCUGUUGCGUGGACUCAUUGCUUCUCCAACUGUUCCUGCAUCCUACCCCAAAAUCAGAAUAUUUGCAGUUUCAAUUAUCGUCUCAUGACAGAAACAUAAAGUUACAAUUACAAGACCUAAUUUUGAUCUGUAUAUAAGUAGGCUAUUAUCAGCUUUAUUAAGGAUACUACAACAUAAUACAUCAAAAAGGACUCAUGUCACACUAUUAUAUGCCAUGCAUGUCCUGUGACUACUUUACAAUAUACAUACAUUUUAAAAUCCUGUCACUUGUCAAAAUACAGCCCUGCCUGUAGAAAUUUAAGUUUUACUUUUGAUAAGAUAAGAUAUUCCUCUAUUAUUCCAAAAGAGUGUCUUAACUGGAUGUAUUUAGCUUACAUAACAUUCGCAAAUGCUGAAAUCCCUUUGUGAUUAGUGUGCAUUCACAUUUUCUGACUAAAAUGAAAUGUCAGCUUAUCAUCUGCAGGGUACCCACAGCAGUGUUUUUAAGUGGACAAAUUUGAAACAGUAGUGUCAGUAAUUUUUUUUAAAUGUCUCUUGUUUUGAGCUCAUGCUUUAGCUUUACCGUGUUUUAUGAUAACUGGGCCAGUUUUUGUUUUGUCAAUAACCUUCAAACUAAAACAUUACCUCUUUCGCUAUGAUAUAGUUCAAGAAAAUGAUCUAUUUUCCCCUUUUCUGACUUGACUGUUUUCAGAUUAAGAAAUGUCAUUUGGGCAUUUGUUAAAAUAGGAUAAAAACUACACUCAAAUUCCUCACUUUGAUGGGAACCUCUGACCCAAAAAAGUGGCUCAUCAACCACAUUUCCUUUUCACCUGAGAGACUGUUGUCAGUUCAGUAUUUUCCAGCAGUCAAAACCAAUAGGAGACAUGGAAGUGAACGGUAUAUUCACAGUAUAUGGAAAGACAAGUGAUAACUGAAAUGAGAAAUAAGAAAGAUGAAAAGGAGCGACAAGACAGGGAAUGAGGGAGAAGGAUGAUGUUGCUCUUGUUUGGGAUGGUUUUGCUUCAGGGUCUCUGAAGUUCUGCACAAUUCCUACCAUCAUAUCUGCUCAGUGUUGAACUGACUCACUUGCCAACAUGGUGAUAAUUUGCAGGAUUUUAUUGUGUGUAUGUUUUUUUUUUCUUGAUUAUGGUGGGAGGAGUGUCUCGCAUUUUGUCUGCAGUAUUUUCCAGACCUGAGAUCUAUUUUAAAAAAUGUCAAGUUUUAAAUUAUGUGCAGAGUUUUGGGAAUGGCAGUGAUUGAUAACUGCAGGUGCCAUCUGCACAGGCUUUGAUGGCUUUAGUAGAAUCCACUGAGACAGAUGUACCAGUCAAAUAAAGUCCACUGACAGUGCGUGUUUAUGCUUCUGAAUCAGCCACUGGCUCAGAUUUUACUGGAAGUGUCUCACCACAUUAUUAGGAUCCCUGUCAUUGCAAAGAUAAAUCUGAUGUUUCUUUUUAAAACCAAAAAGCUGUUAAACUCCUUUUUUUUAAGCUACCAGACUCCUUCAACAAAACUGGUACACCUGGUAUUCUAUGUUAUAGUUAGACUGAUGUUUGAAUAACUUGUUUAGGGUCAACAGGAUACAGACGCUCAUAAAGAACAAUAGUGUGAAGCAGGUACAUCAGGAAGCCAGGUGUUAAUGCAAAAUCAAGCUUUUUGUUAGCCCUCUCUGAAAAAAAAAAAGAUGGGAAGCAUAAGGGGUAGUUAAAACCAAAUCCAAGAUAGCAGCCAACCUAACUCUUUGUUUGUGAGGUCUGAAAUUUAAUGUUUUAAGCAUAGACUGUAUAUAGAAUGGACAGCGUCUGCCUCCUCGCUGGGUGAACUCACCCUGAGAACAGCACACCCUGGUGACGGGCUGCAGUAUAGGUCAUAAAUCCCAUGUCUGCCAGCCAUAUUAUUAGGGGUUUCGUGUUUUUUUAUGAUUGACACUUGAUACAGCCAAUGGGUGUACAAAGAUUGCUUAGCUCACCCGGGGGAUUCGCUGUUUGAGCUGAGCAUCAUCACAGUGACUCUUGGUGAUUCUCCUGCUGAAUGCGUACAAUGCUACUGUGCAGGUGGUGGAGUGCGUACAACGCAACUGCCCAAUGUUGGUUUCAGGAAAUGGAGGAAAAAUCGUGGAAAUACCGAGAGAUUUUUGGCUUCAAAUCCGCAGCUAGCCUUCACUUGGGGCAGCUAGCUUCCAUUAGCCUUGAAGCAGCUAGCUUCCUCCAGCCCUGCAGCAGCUAGCCUCCACUAGCCCUGCUACAACUAGCAACAUGCAUUAUUUAGUGCAUAUGACUGGUUGCUACCACUUAAUUCUUAUCUUCCAAGUCCUGCAAGUCCUAUGUCAGACAGAAAUUUCAUGUUACUGUUCAAUCAUCUCUCUCCCUCAGCAGUUAGUUUGAAUCUCUUGCUCUGAAUUUGGAGCUUCUCAAUGGCCACUUUCUCACCGUUGCAGGCUGCUAUAGACCCCCCUCUACUAAUAGUGAGACUUUAUCAUUUUUGAUUUACUAGCUUUUGACUUCAGACUUCAAUAAGAUUCUUCUCACAGGAGAUUUGUUAUCACUGGGAUUUGUUAUCUUCUGUUUCUGAACAUUUUAAAUCUAUUUGGAAUUUUUUUAGCUUAACACAAAUAGUUGAUGGGCCAACUCGCCCUGACCUUAAAUGUCCUGAGAAAUGUAUUUAUUUUUUUUACAAAUAUUAUAAGGGAUCAUUGUAUUGUAGCCACUAUCAGACAAGCGAAGCUCCCAAAAUCAAGGUCACGUAUUAUUCUUAGGCUUGAUUAUAAACGUUUCUAUGAGCGUUUUAUGAUGCUUGUAGUAUUAAGAAGCAUGGUCCUCUCUGCAAAUUUAGAGUGAAGGGUAGAAACACUCCUCGGUCCUCUCUUGAGUUGUCCAGUCUCCUUACAGCAGGGAUGAUGCCUGGGCUAACGCCAGAAAUUCUAAAUCCCAGGGUGACUGGCUGAUAUUCAAACAGCUCAGAAUUUCCUUUACUCUCCUUGUUAAAAAGGCCAAGUCUGAUUUUCAUGUUGAUAAAACUACUCGUGCCCUAAAUGAUCGUGGGAAGAUUUAGAAAGUAGUCAGAUCUUCAUUUGAAGAUGAAACCACAGACCAGUUGCCUGCUCGUAUAGUAAAAGAAGCACAUAUUCUAGCUGACAAGUCAGCCAUUCUUAAUUAUCUUAAUGAACACUUUUUUUCCUCAGGAUCUCUAUUUGAGUCCUCACAUCCACAUCAAUCUAAUGUGCAGGGGGUUUGCCCUCAAUCACCACCCAUUAAUACUAUGGCUCCAGGAUUUGAUCAGACUUCUUUUGAUGUAGCCGAGGUCCAUAGGGAUUUACUGCAAUUGGAUCUAAGUAAAUCUGCCAGACAUGAUGAUCUCAAGCCUUUCUAUUUGAGGUCAGCUGCAGACUUUAUAGCAGAAUCUCAUGAAUCAUAUUUUGAUCUUAUUCUUUCUGAAAAUGAGAUUCUGAGAAUAUGGAAGUCUGUUUAUGUUCUUCCCUCUGUAGUUAACAACUCUGGACUGAUCUAAAAUUGUGUCACUCUUGAUAAAGAGGUUUGAGAUCUUGGUGAGAUUUUUGUACCUGGUUAAAUAAGGACAUGUUGAUGAACACAGUGGAACCAGAGAACCGUAUAACCUACUAGCUUUGUCCGAACAUGUUUGUCAAUUGUUUGAGUGCAUGAUGUUCAAGGUCAACCAGGUGACUAUCUAGUAACAAGGAGCAUACCCCCACCUACUGAAUGAAUUGAUUCUUGCCCACAGCCUGUAAACUGAUGCAAGGACGGGAGUCCACUUAAAUCACAAAACUGUGCAUGUAAACAUGCUGGCUGAUCAGUCCUCCUUUGUACUGACGACACAGUCAGUCUCUCAUACGCUGUGAUCUGGACUUUGAGGUGAUGAAGAAACUUAAACCAUUAGCAGCAUCGACACUACAGUCCUGUCGCCUCCACAAACACACAAACACUGAGUGAAUUUGUCUCUGAUUGCUUACACUGAUUACUGCCAGCAAAGACAGCUGGGCCUAAUCUGAAACUGCUGUAAUUUCCUCCAGUAAUAAAAUGUUCAGAGAGCAAAACAUUUAGAUUGAAGCCCCAGAUUUAGAUCUGCAGCAGGGAGAAGUGCAAAAACUGAAGGAAUAUGCUGAUUGUGAUUACCACAAAGAUAGACUCAACCUCACAGAGACUGCCUGAAUGAUUGGUGAGUCUUGACUUGGUGGUCUGUAAUGGUAAUGAACACAUUCAGAUAAGUCUUCUUAUCCUGAGUGUUUUAUUGUCGUGUGCAGGAUAACGAUUUUAUGUUUGCCUGACAUGUGCGGGUUUGAUACGGCCUGUUUUACAAUGCGAAUGAUUUUAUUUGUGAUGGGAACACAACAUAAGCCAAGCUGAGACUGGUUCUUUAAGAUAACCAGUAAGAUGGCGGUAUAAUGGUCAUGAGUUUAAGAGCUGUAUUUACCAGUUUCUCAAACUGCAGAUCAAUUUGAAUGUUUCUCUUUUUAUCAACAAGUCCACUCAUGAAGUAAAAGAAAAUACUUUAACUGCCCACCAAGACUCACAAAGAUCAAACUUAAGUCUUAAAAAGCAUUUUGCAAAAGUUCAAGAUUAAUAUGUUUAUCCAUAUUUUUACAGCAACUACAUAGACUGGGAAGAACGGGGAUGCAGUCUUGCUCAGUAUGUUUAUAUUUUGUUCAAAACAUUUGAUUCGGUCCAUCAAACACCAUCACGAAAGAAGGCAGUCCCUUUCAUAAAAGCUGGAGAAAAGCCUUGUGUACACACACAAACAACAGCAGGACUACUACACACAGCUUCUGACUGGCAAUGCAACAACAUCGCUCUCACCAGACAUGAUCAUUACCUCUGAGGCCUUUUAAAACAUCUGAUCAUGCUGGGACUCACAGUGCCCAGGGAAGAGUGUUUAGAGUACCAGGAGCUGGUGGAGGAGUGCAGGGGCAGAAGUUGGAGCACAUCCAUAGAGGUUGGCUGCACAGGCUUUGCAGGCCAGUCACUCUGUAGUGAAAGAGAGGGGUCUGGCUGCAGACCUCCACUGUCAGAAACCGGAAGUUUGAAACCUUUCAAAAUAAAAGCAAGUAUACCGAACAUACUUUUUUCCGUCUGAAGUUGAUUCGAAGCCUUUCAAAUUAAAAGCGAUUUGACUGAGUAAUACACAUUUUUUGUCUUGCGCCAAUAUAUUUUUUUUCUUGGGGCUUUAUUUUAUGUAUAUAAUGUUAAUAUAUUUUUUUUUUUGUGUACUCGUGUUCAACAAAGCGUAAAUACAAAAGGGAUGACCACUUUGAGGGUUAGUCUACAGAUAAAAAACACAAACUUAAUGUACAGCUAUUGUUAUGAUCACCUUAAAAACAUAACUCAAAACAUUAAUUAUUUCACGCAUAUUUUGAUUUAUUCAGUAAAACAGACAGCUGUUAGUUUAGUUUGCACUUCAAAUUUGCUUAAAACAAUAAAUCUCGGUUAAAACACCUUAAUAUAUGUGAUGCCAUAAUGUAUCUACAUUCAAACUGCUGACUGCUCUUUGCUUUUAUACCAUCUAUCCUUAAUAAUAUCUCCUUCUGCACUUUUGGGUCACCUCGGGUCCUUACAGUGGAGCAGGUCCUCACAGUAGAGGUCUACAACGAAGGGUCCUGACAGUGAGGGUCUGUAGCCAGACUUUUAAGCAAAUUCAUUGCAUCGGUUCGAUGCGUUAGCCAAACCCAAACAAACCCAAGUGCUCUGAGUCUGCUCUGCAGUUGGCAUGCCAGGUGUUAACCCAGACAACAUCAAAGUUCUGUGGGACCUUGGUGGUGAACAAAACCUAAACAGAGGAAGAAGACAAAUCUGUGGAAGAAUACUAAAGAAAGAUGCAGAGCUGUUGAGCUGUCUGUGUGUUCUUUGUUCCUCAUUCAACCUUUUAGCCUUUGCUAAUCUGUCUGCUAAUAGUUUUGGUUUGUUAUGUUAUGGGUCAACCGGGAAGUUGCAUAUCACCACGUCCCACCAUAGCAGAGGUGCAUAUAUACAUAGUCGAUGCUUAUAAACUUGGAAAAGCCAGUCUUUGUAAUCCAGGUAAACAAGUGAAUUUAAGGUUGGCCUUUAGCCAUCUGGCAAAGACCUGCAACACACCCGCCCACCAUGUUCCUCCUAAUUAUGCACAAUAAUUGGACUAAUCAUGAUUUAAUUGGAUGAGUUAUGAACAUUUACUCUUGUCGUUAACAUGUUUAAUUUUUCUGUGGAGAUGGUUUUCCAGUAUGGAACCUUAAAGAGUGUCCUGUGUGCGUUUGAAGCAUCAAGUAGGCUCUCGAGGAACUGCUGGUGUCUGCUCUCCUACAGUCACUCUUAUUUGUCAACACAGGGGUUGCUGCUGGGUCAGUCAUCACUAAUUCCAAACAUGUAUCCAGGAUGGAAGUACAUUUUGUGCCUCUGACCCAAAAGUCUUUUUGCUGCAUGAUGCUGUGGUACUGCAAAUGAUUUGCCCUGCAGCUUGUAGAGCAUCUUCAGAAAGCUGUUUCUCUUCUUCCACUCAGGUUACCUUUGCUCAUGAUCUAUGUGACGCUAUAAAACAUUUAUAAAGUUUAUCAAGUUAUCUUGGUGCUCAAAUUUAAAACAGAGCUUUAGGACCACCUUAGUGAAAAGAGAGGAAACUGAGAUUUUGAGAUUAAACUCAUACAUUUGUGAGAAUAAAUUUAUACUAUGAGGAGGAGUCAUAAUUUUAGCCUUGGCUAGCUUUUAUAUCAUGUUAAAGGAGAGAGGAGAAGAGCUGCCUGCAGCCACCUGAAGUUAAACUUCAAUGUAAGAGGCAUAAAAAAUAAAUCUGUAGUAUUUUACUCCUGUCACAUUUAACCUGUUUCAUAUCGGGAUCCUUUACCUCAGUUGGAUGAUUGAGUUUAUACUGUCCCACAAUGCUGCUGUGCUGAGGUAAUAUAGGGGAAUAUAGUAUCAAAGGGAAUGAUCCUCAUGAAGAGACGCUGGAAAUGUAGAAAACAUGGGAAAACAAGCAGUGAAGGGUCAAGAUGAGCUUGUUUAAAUGAGGCUCUUGGACCGCUGCGGUUUAAAAAAGAGAGACCUCAAUAUAUGUUUUGUUGUUUUUUUUUGUAGUUUUUUUUUAAUGCAAAUUUAUCACAUGACUUUCCCUCCUCAAAAAAUGAUGAAAAAACUGUGAGGCAGCUUCAAAUAGGUAAAAAUGAGUCUUGCGCUCAGAUUCAGUUGAUGGGAAGGAUGACCUAAGCUUCUUUUAAAACCUGGAUGGUAACCCAUUGUGCUCAAAGACGUAAAAUUAGACAUUUAAACUGUGUUUUAAGAGGCUACAAUUAGCACUUUGUUAUUAUAAGAGAUGACAGAGUCAAGUCUAAUAGUAAUAAAUCACAGCCUUUAAGCCCUAUAUAUCAGAGUUUAAGCCUUAUACUGUAUAUCUAGAGAAAAAGUUUGUGUCAGUGUUUGCAAAUCAAUACAUUAAUGAACCAUUUGUGAUUGUUCAGAACUGGAAGCUGAUAAUUCUGUAAAUUUAUGUGUUUUUUUAUAUUCAAUCCAACAGUCAAAAAUCCCGUGAAAGCGACUGCCUUUUGUAAAUCCCUACAAACCUUUACAAGAGAAAGAAAGAGAGGGUUUUAUUUUCCUUUUUUUUUUUACCAAUUGAAAGGAUAAAUUGAUUAACACAACAGGUGCUUAUAAUUAACAUUGUUUUACUUUUCAAAACUGGACAAAAGGCCAUAAAGUGAGGCAUAUUUAUAAAGACACUUCGUGGGUAAGACUGCAAAGUCUCAAAAAUCCAUUUGUUGUCCAUUAAAAACUUAAGGUUGCUUUAUAGCUGAAGGCGGAACUCGAUUAUAUUGACCAAAUGUGUGUAUAUGGACAUCAAUGUAGAAAUCAGCUCGAUAAGCAGAGACAUAUUGUUACAUAUGAACACAUAAAAUUCAUUAUUAUGCAUCUUUGAAGCAAUAAAUCCAUAAGUCCAUCAUUGUUCGCUGAAGUUGAAUCAGCCUGAAUGCAGCACCGCUCUUCUCUCCACUGGGUGAAGAUAUUCAGCCCAAAUUAGAAUCAGCUGCUGCUGACUCACUUCUUUGUAUCCCUGUAAGCUUCACUAAGGUUAAAAACCAUAGACUUUUUAUAGAAUAGUAUAUACAGUCUGUGGUAAAAACCCUCCCCAUCGUAUAUCCAGUAUACUGCUCUGAGUCCACUCUGACACAUAGUUUCAGUGUUCGAGUCUUUGCCUGGGGCUGAGUGUGAAGAGCAUCUGUUUGAUUUGUUGAUAGCACACUGUCUCCUCUCUGUCCUGCAACCUAUUUCAUUAGCUGGCUCCUCUGUGCAGGUAAUGGCCUGUCAUAGAGCAAUAAUAGGCUGUCAUACGGCAGUAAUAAUCGGCAGAAACUGUCUGCAUGCUGCAGACCUAUGGCAGUCACUGUGUUUAUGGUGGCUGGCAGCUUUAGAUUACAUACCUUCACCUCAGGAAGAAAAGUGAUGAACAAUUGUGCAACUGCAGUAUUAUUUUACCUUGAUCUGUUGUAACAUAUAGAAAUAUUUUGGGAUUUUUCUAAGUCUCUUUAAAGGACUGAAAAGCCUGCUGCAUUUAAACACUGCCAACAAGAGUUCAAUGUCUUGAUAAUGACAACCAAAAAUGACCCUCAAAGCAUGACUACACAAAAUCACAGUCCUCACACUGUUUUAUUUCCCCCUGCUGAGUGAAUUUUUAUAUAAAACUCUACAAAUCUUAAUGACUAAAGUAAACCCAGGCAUUAGAAGAUUUGUGUCAUUCAACACCUGCCUCUGGAGAUUAGGCUUUACUUAGCACGGCAGGGAGCGAAAUAGAUUUGAACAGCACAGCGGGUCACAUGUGUAUUGGUGGCACUCAAAACGGUGCCAGAAAUGUUGUUUACACUGGCUGCACAGCUGUGUUAUUUAGGGGAAACACAAAGGAGGAAUAGAGGAAUAUAAACUUGUGAAGAUCCUAACUUCCUCUGAAAGCAAACUGUCUUUCAAAGACGUCACAUCUGGAGAAAAAGGCCGGAGAAAAAAAUCACUGGACAGCAGAGUUGUUGUGCUCCCCUGCUGUCUUAACUCUAAUUUGAAAGUCAAAUCUGUGACGUUAAGAUAAAAUCAAACAUUUUAAGUGUUGAAUACAGUUGAAGUUUUGCUUUGUUUUCCUUAAUCAGUUGUUUUUUCCCUCACAUUUUGUAAUUAUACAGCGCUCUGUUUUAUUGGGAUGAUACACUCAGUAUGUCUUUUAAAAAAUGUGUUCACAGCUCAUCUCUUUUCUUCAUCCUGCAAUUUGUAAUAAGGCAGUAAUUUUUAGCGGUGCUAGCUGCUAGUAUGAGUUUUGUUAGUUUUUUUAACAGGAUAGAUGAUUGGCUGCCUAUCAGGGGUUGUAAACAGACUCUCACCCUCAUGAUCUGGAUAAAAAAUCAUCCAAUGACAACAUCAGAAUGCUUCGUGAUCACCGGAUAGUGACUUGGCAUUACCGCAGCUGAACUGCUGCUGGUUAAUACUCAUUGCCCUUAAGAGGGAUGGUCUGCUGUUAUUAGUGGAUAGGGCCAAGGGUGAAGGGUUAAACCAAUUCACAAAAAUUAAAGAGACAGAUACAGCAGCUUAUUUAUCAGGUUCAUCCCACUGCAUAAUGCUCACAUUGUAACGUAUUGCUUGUGAAUGUGAGACUUCAGAGUAGGGCUGGAUGAUAAAACAAUAACGAUAUAUAUCAAAAAUUGAUUUCCCUCGAUAUCAAUGUAAAACAUGGUCAAUAUGCUUUUCAAGGGUCAGCAUUCUGCCAUGUUUUGGUAGACUGUACAAAUAGCCAAUGAAAAGGGGAGUUGCUCUGGGUCCACUUUGUGCUGAACCAAUCAUGUGCUGAAUUAAAACAAAGUAGCAAACAACUGCGUAGUAGCAGGCUGCAGCUACAAACAACCAUAGCAUUUUAACAUGUGGAGCUGACAGCACUGUUGGUAAGAAAAAAAGAAAAAGAGUGCUACCCCCGACAGAAAUGCCGAUGAAGACUCAACAGAUGACGACAUCGCCGACAACACUGGCACGAAAACAUUGGUGGUGUGGAGGUAUUCUGGUUUUUUGAGGUCGGACAUAAAGCAGAGUAAUGUGCACUGCAAAUUAUGUCAAGGACAUGCUCUCACAAAGUCGGGGAAUACCUCAAAUCUUUUUCACCACCUGAAGCAGUGCCACACGGCAGAGCAUGGGCGAUGCAAAAGGUUACAAACCCCAAGCGAAGUAGGGAGCCCAUGGUCCCUGUUCAACUGAAACAGCCGACCAUUCAGCCUGCUUUCUCUAACGCAACGCCUUACGAAAAAACGUCAAAGAGACACAAAGACCUCACAGAUGCAGUAGCUUAUUGUAUUGCAAAAGACAUGCUACCAAUAAGCACUGUUAAAUUCUAUGUAAGAGUAACAGGGAGCAUUUAAGAUUGACAAGUGAUUCUUUUAUAUCGUGAUAUAUAUAUAUAGAUAUCGUCUGAUAUGAAAAAAAAAUCACAAUACAUUUUUUCCCAUACCGCCCAGGCCUACUUCAGAGGCAGUGGGAGUGGGUUGAAUCUGCUCACAGGGCCCCCAUAGAGGUCUUAAAAAACCAGCUCAGGUCAGCUAAGUAAAAGGUGCACUAGCUAGCAUUGCCAUGAGGACUGAAGCCUGUGCACAGGGCUUGUACUUGAACCUUUUGGCCAACCAGCACCCGGUAUAAUUAGAAGUCAAAAUAUUUCUGCUCAUUAGCAACCACAGAGUCGGCAGAGUAGAGAUGAUUUUUACAUGGAAAUAUGUGCAACUGUAAUUCGUCUAAGCUGUGUGUGCGUGAUGUUACUGAUUUCUCUUUAUAUACAUGUUUGACCUGAGUGUGAAUCGUUGUAUUCAAACCCUGGCAGGGAUCAGCCCCAUGGGCCAAAAUGAGUUUCUUAAUAGUAUUUGGAUGUUUUCUUCGGUUUUGUUGCUGCCACAGAGCAAAAAGCGAGUCAUCUCUGACCCGCAAUUGCCUAAUUAUCAAAUAAGGAACCGCUCGCUGGGCCAGAAUUUAGCCUCAUACUCGCUCUGAGUUGUUGAUUACAUGAAAGGAGCUGCCCUGGCUUUUCUGCUGCAAACUAGCACAGAGUAAUGAGCACGAAGAUCCCCCCUCACCACCACCACCACCACCACCUCCUGAAGCCCUCAUGAAAAAAACAUUGGUAUGAAGCAAAUGUUUAACAAGCCCCCUUCUGCUUUUCUUCUCCUCCUCACUGCAGAGUGAGAGCGAGGAGAAGUCAGGUGGAAAGGCAUUUAGCAUUAACAGUUAAGUUAAAGGGUGGAUUCUCCGUUUCCGCACAUUAGUCGGCUCUCAGAUUGGCAUGGUUUAUUAUGCACGCAACACGUUCCAGCUGAGUCGCCUCCCAGCAGUCAAUAGGGUGUCAGAAAACGCAAGACUGCUCAUUUCAUGCCGCCCAUGCAAUUACACCUUGAUUGCACACACACUUCUUCCUGUGGAUUCCUUGAGGUGAUUUUGCAUUUUGCCUUCAGGAGCUGGGCUGCAUCCACACUCCCUCGCUGCAGACCACAUUGUCACAGUGUUUUAAAAGAAUAACUCUUCACCUUUAGCCUGUUUUUUCCCCCCCCUACCAUUAGACAGACUUAUUAAACAGCAUUUAGAGCAUCAAUGGUCGGUAAAACUUCUUUUAUACCGUCUAUAAUUAAAUUCAUGCGGGGUUAGAAAGUCCCUUUGCUGCAGUGAACAAGGUUUAAUGAGGACUUUUGGGGUAUUUUGGUCGAAUUUCUCCCAUAGCAGUGGAGGGAUUUCUCCAGAGGGAGAAAAUCUGUGGCUAACUACAUAAAAAUUUCACUUUGUGGGUCCAGUUACAAAAGAGCUGUUCAUCGAUGCUGUAUCAUCUACAGUCUUGCAGCCUUAGACACAGAUCCCAGCAGGAUGAUACUAUAUAGCUUAAAUAACAAGCUACCCUCAUUACAAGGAGACCACUUUUUUAUCAUCAUCAAUUCUUAGAGAAUGACGUUUUUUUUUAAGGCCAAGUGGUUUUUUAUUUAACAUACGUGAUGUCAAGUAAAAACAAUGAUGACACAAACCCUGGAUUUAAAAAAAAAAAAUCAAAUUAUUACAUUUAACUGGAAUGUAAAAUGAUCAUGUAAGUUAAUAGAGCUACACUCAGUGACGCCAUAUUUCUUUAACAAUAAAUUGACUAACAAUUAGUCAGUUUAUUGUCCCUGGGGGUUGAUUCAGUUUCAUUAAAAAAACUGUUUAAAAAAAAAAAAAAACAUGACAAGUCAUGCUGCUUGCAUUUUGCUGUUGUGGGCCUGCAUGCUUUUCUUCUCUGUCCAUCUCUCUUUCUUCAUAUCCUCUAUCAGUCCAUCACUCUCUCUCUGUCUCUGUCAGUCUCCCUUUCCCCCCUCUCUAAACCCAGAUCGGUGUCAGCAGACGACUGUCUUAAUAUGAAUCUGGUUCUGCUCAAGGUUUCUUCCUCGUCACUGUGAUCUGCUAAAUGCUGCAAACAAAGUGCUACAAUUAUGUGGUUGAAGAUGAAGGAGAAGAGAUGAGAGUGGGUCUGAUGUAACAAUAUGGGAAAGAUUAGUUGAUUUUUUUUCUGGUGAUAGAAUGACUGAAUCAGUCAGCAUGAUUCAAGGAGAAAGAAGUGGUAGCUACGGGCAUGGUAAGUUGUGCUUAGCCUUAAAACAAUGGCAGUUAGUGAGGAGAGUAGCAUGAGUGCAGCUCCAGAAGCGGCAAAAUGUGCUCACCUCAAAGGCAUAUUAUGAGGACUUUGUUGAAGUUCAUGUCACAUAGAAAUGGUCUGAUAAAGUCGUACUGAUUCUGUUGUCUUUGGACUAAAACAAGGUUGACAUUAAUAGGACUACUUCCUGUCCAGCCUAGGUUAUGUAGUCUAAGCAUACUAUCAUGUAUGCUUUGUGAUGUUUAUUAGCUCAUAAUCAAUGUAGAAGACAAAACUGUUCAUCCAAUCACCUUGUUAGGUUCUUUGAAAUGCUCCCCCCUUCCCGAACACAGUCCCUAUAGUGUUGCCUGGAUGGAUGUGAAAUAUAUCUUGUGUCGUGAUCAUGUGAAACGCUCAAUCAGGUCAGGCCUGAUAAUGAAAAGGCGUAAAUGCAGCCUCUCUCUCCGACCAAUCCAACCCCCACAUGAGGGGCCUAUAAUGGGCACUCAACCAUGGCCUGGACGAUUUUUUCCCCCGAGUUACCAUAGAGGCUCUGUAUGGGUGGGCUCAUGGGGGUUGAUGAAGGACCCUUAAAGGGGUUCUAUGUAGGGCCAGUUAUGUAUGAAUGUGACCUAGUUGGGAUCCAUCCAGGGCCUAUGUUCACUGCAUAAAUGGUGUGUCUGUUUCAAGCCAGUGUGUAUUGUUUGAGGUUGUCCAUUGAGGCCUCAGCCUGAAACAAGCUUAGCAAAACCCUUCACCCAGUUACAGCACAUCAAGCUCAACAUGGUUUGUGCCUCAGAAUUUAUACUAGGAUGGUUAAACUUAGCAAACAAACAAAAAUGGUCCUCUUAUUUUGAGUAAACGUGUCUCAUUUUAUUUAAUGAAGUCACAUCCACCAGAAAAGUCCAGAAAAUAGCUUUCAAGGUAUUAAAGGGAUAUUCCGGCGUAAAAUUAAGUUAGGGUCAAACACACCCUAACACAGACUUAGACACCCCAUCGAGAGAUGAAUGUUGCCGACUGCUUGUUUCUCUAGUUAUACCAACUUCAGUAAUGACUGCACAAUAGCAAUACACAGCGGUGUUAGGAUCCACACGCACAUCUCAACCAAAAAGCCACUCUAUAGCUACAAAUAAUGCUCAGAACAGCACCUAACUUCACCAACAGUAAAUAUAGUGUCCCAGCCACAUCACUAGCCAUCAAACAUCUUUUUUAACUUUGCCUGAUUUCUUUAUCAAAGAGACCAAACACAACUCACCUACUCUCUUCCAGCAGCAGCUUGUUUGUACAGAGACCUCAGACAAGUCCAUUAAGGACUGCAGCAGGGUGAUGCAACUCGAGGAAGAACAUUUAUGAAAAUGCCAAACAUAAAAACUUCACUCUUUUUAAAUAGUAAAAAGAAAAAAGUAAUAAUAACCUGUCAAAAGGAUAAGAAAAAGAAUCACAUUUCAAAUUUCUUACAGUAAGAAAAUGAUAUUGAAAGUGUUUUUUUUCCUAAUUUUUUACUGAAAUCACACUGAAGUAAGCAUUUAUGCCAUUAGAGCUUACUGCACUGUUUCCUGAAUAAAGUUGUCUAUUCGAACUUGGCUAGAAAACGUGCAAUCAGGAUAAUUAAGCUGUGUCUUUUUAUCCUCCGUCAUUCUUGAAAAGCUGACUAUGAGGAUGAAGGCUUUUCAGCUGACGGCAGCAUGGCAGAGCUGUUUGAUUCAGCUGCAGCAGCCUGUCAGCCUGGCGAGACUUCGUCAGACCUUUUCUGAAUAAUUGAACUGCCCCCGGCCCUGAGAGCUCACCAGCAGUCAAAGCAACUAUUUUGGGGAGCAGGUACUUACGCAAAUGCUCUGUGCUGAAGUGUGACUCUAGGACACCUUCUUCUGCUGGUUCCGUGCAGGCUCCAAUGUUCAGUUUUUAGUCUUCAUGUGGCGUGACUGCUCAGAGGCUGUAACAAUAAAUUGAGACGUGUCACUUCUUUGGUUACUCUGCUUUGAAAUUAAUGGAAUUUUGAUACACUUUCCAGGAGUUAACUUCUUCUUCCUCCUUUUAAACCUCCUACUGGGCAGUCAGUGUGAGUCUGAAAGCUGAUAAAGAGGGUAUAUUUCCAAAGGUCCAAAGGCACACAUGCAAACAUUAGGGGUGAAUUUGAUAAAGUGCCGAGCAGCUGACUCCAGGCCAGAGAACUGCCGGGCGAUGAGGGGCCAGCACAAAGAGAAGCUACUGGGAUAAAAGGACCAGUGCAAAAUGGGAAAUUGAAUUUCCUCAAACCCCUAUGAGCAAUUAUCUUAAUUACAGUGUAGCGGGGGAAGCCAAGAUGGUGUGGGGGUGGGACGGGGGAGCUGUAAUGUCAGGGAAGCGAAGCAGAAAGGAGACGAACCUUGUAGAGAGAAAUUGUCCGUGGUCGGGUGGGUGGAGGGAUAAAGAAGGAGGGAGAGAGGAAGGUGACGGAAAGGUUGGAGGCUUUUAAGGGCCGGUGUAAUUGUUCAAAUGUGUAACGCACCAGCACUCUGCUUUUCCUGCUGCUUUUUAUUCCACCUGGAACUGCAGUUUAACAACUAAACCUCCUUUUUCUUUCUCAUAAAUCCUGUUUUUUUUGUUCAUUGCUGUGGUCAAGACACAACACAGGAACUGAAGCUGCUGUUAAAGGAGAACUGGCAUAUUUACUGAUCAGCUCUAGUAUGGAUUACAGUUUAAUAAAAUGAUAUACCAGAAAUCUGUUUAAAAUCUGAUUUUUUCUUUGCAUAGGCCUCAUCUCCACUUAUAGGUAAUUUUUGAGUGUUUCACGCCCACAGUAUGGACCAAUCAUUACCUGUUUACCCAAGAAGUGUAAACAGCAUAAUCUGAUACCCUUUAUCAGCUAAAGGCCGUUAUUGGUGUAUGAAAGAUCGAAUGAACAUAAAAUAUACCUAUAUACGGUAUACUCUAUAUAGGUUAUAUAUCACAUCUGUGCAUGAGUAAAGUAUGCAAGAAGACGCAGAUAUGGAGGAAGACUAAAACAACAAAAUGAAGAAUACAAAUGUUCUUCAUUUUAAGAGCUGGGCACACUUCUGUUAAUCUGCUGAUCAACAAUUGUUCGUGUUACUUUUAUCAAAUAUCGAGUGGACUUGAAGCUCCUGUGAGCAACUUGAGGACCCCAGGAAGAAUAGUCGUCACAAAGUGAAGACUAAUGGGGAUCCAUAAUAGACAUAAACAUAAACUUUUAGUCUGUGUUAAUUUUGGCACCCUCUGUAGAUUAGCUUUUCUCUGCAUCAUCUUCAUCUUAGCCAGUGGUUUUUUUGGGGGGGAAUUUCUGCCAUAAACAUAAACAAGACCGAUAUUGUAGCCUUCAGUAUCGGCUGAUAGCGAUAUUGGCACAAACUUGUGCAUGACAAGUUUUGCACUUAUUUGCAAUGUCUUUUUCGGACUUGAACAAAAAAUACUGCCACACAGCCGACAUCACUCCUACUCCUUGCUACUUUGUUUGUACCUUACUACACACUGUUGUUGUGAUCAUGUGGGCUCUGCAUGCUGGAUCCGGGCACUGCUAAAUAGUGGUGCCGGAGUGGAGUCUGGAAUGGACUGCUUGUAUCGGAGCGCUGAUAUCAGAGACUUUAGAUGCAGGCCGAUAUAAACCGAUAUUUGUCUUUUGGCUGAUAUCGGACCCAUAUCUGAUAUCAAUAUCAUAUUGGGACAGCCCUACAAGACUUGAUAACCAUGGUUGAUUAGAUUAAAUGUAGUGUGAAACCCAAGAAGCAACCUCUGGUCUUGAAAAAAAAGCCGAUAUAUGAGUGCUGAAAUCUGCAGUUACCUGAGAGCCCACCUGAGGCUGACUGCAUAAGCACCAGAAACCACGAAGCCAAAAAGGCAACUAUAAAGCAAAUAUUAAAAACCGUUUCUUGAAUCAGGCAUGUGAUUUGAGGCCAUGGCUCGUGAGGCUUCAAACGUCAUCACAUACGUCACCAACACAAGCCUUGAUACACGCUUCACCGAAAAUUUCCGGGAUUACUCAACACAUCACACAAAGGACACAUCACUUCUGAUCAGUGAUGUUUGGAAGGGAUCAAAUAUGUUACUUUGAAUAAUUGAUAUGAAACAGCCUGCGAUGGCUUUAACCUUUCAGCCAAAUGAACUGGAAAUAAAAUACUUCCUCUAAAAGUUCAGACACAGACUCAGAUUGUUAUUCAAAGCAUGUAAGAGCACCACAGAGCUGAUCCUCAGAGAAGAAAACAUUUCUAGAAUAAGAUGCUUUCACUGAAAUUAGACACAUCUGUUUCAUCCUCCUCUGCAAAGACACCAAACCCCAUUGGCAAAGAAAUGAACUUUAUGAGUUGUAUUUCUGCUGCCGUCUUCAUCAUAAACCCUGCUUGUGUGUUAUUGUUACACAAACAACUAAGCCACAACUAACCAUUUUUAACACCAAAGUCAAAACAAAACAAACAAAAAAGCAACUGAUUUAGACCAACAACCCUCGUGUUGUGCAGGGUAAAGUUACUGUUUUCGUCGGUGGAGUCUGGGGGCUCUAAAAUGGCUGAUGUAACGUCUUUUUCUGGUAAUGAAAUGUACAAAAAGAGAGCGUUUUACUCACAGAUUUGUCUCUUCGGGGAUCUUUUUCAUAAUCUUGGCAAAGGACUUGAAAAGACAGCCAUGCACUGCUGAGAGCCGCUCAGGAUCCUCUGUUGGAAAGAAACACUUUCUGUGACACUGGCGUUUGAGUAAAGAUUUUACUCUCAGAGAAAUACACAAAGUUUCUUCCCACACUCGUACAAAACACACCCUGUCCUCACACACCUUCAUCUUUUGUUUUGUUUUUCACAAAGAAUCAUAAAGCAAUCAGCCUACACACACCUCAUGCUCUGUUGCAUCACAGCUUCAUCGCCGUCCCCGCUCUCUCUAAUUUGAUUCAUUCAUUUUCCCUCAGCUCAUUUCUUCCCUCCGUUUCUCAGAUUGCCUCUGCCAUGCAUAUUAAUAACACACAGAUAAAAAUAUGCCUGAUUAAAAUCACACCCUGCCCAGCCACCCGAAAAACACUCGUCCUGGUGCGCAAACAACACAAUAACGGCUCUUUCUGCAGGGCAGAAGGCAGGAAACGAGAACAUCCAUAAUGGAUUUCAUAUACUUCAUCAUUAAGAGUCUCUUUGUGUGUACACACAAUCCAGCGCUCACCUAUUUGUCUGCGGGGAGGAAGUCAGAGUUGAUUACUCAACUGAGCCACGUAGCUCCCAGACACGCUGUCCUGGCUGCGAGUCAGAUGAAAUGUGAUUCUUCUCAGUUUUGUUGUUUAUUUCUUUUGUUUACUUGUAAAUGGCACGCGUACUCUGAAGGAGCUGCUGGUGCUGUAAUUUGUCAGGAUUUAGAGGCUGUCGUGCACCCGUCAGGCUCUGAGAUUAUUUUUCAUGUGUGGCAAAGAUGAAUUAUUUGUUAUCUCACUACAGUUUCUGCCCUCAAGUAAAGAUAUCCAUAUUGUGGUGAGACAGCAGCUUUCUUAAUGCAUGACAUGUCCUGCUGGCUGAGACCAUACAGCUGAGACUAAUGAACACACGGGCCUGUACAGAUCCUUCAGAGAGACUGAGGGCACAGGGGCUGUGGAGGGAUCAGAUGAAGAGAAUCGUAUAUUGUCUGCACCUUUUUUUUCCCCAGCUUAGUCAAUGCACAGGGUUUUGAUAUCAUUAGGGGAGAGUGGGGUAAGAUGAGCCAUUUUUCAUAUUUUCGGAUCACUACAUCAAGGCAAUCAUAGUUUUGUCUCUAACUAGUGUAUCUGCAUAUAUUUCAAGAUGUUGUGCAUCCCUGCAAACCGAAUGAGUGUAAACAUAACUGUCUUGAUAAAAUAGCAUGCCAAAAAAAUGGUCUCCUAUGGUCAAUUUAAGUUGACCUUCGGAGCGGGGUAAGUUGAGCCGUAUCCUGACUAUCCCCCCCACUCUCCACCCCAGCCCUCCCUCACCUUCUCUCUCCCUAAAUAACAGCCACUUCUUCACAUUCAUGUGUAUUUUUAUCUAUUACACACUAUUCAACUGGUACAAUAAUUCUUUUUAUUAUUACUGCAUAUAACUGAUAAAAAUCUGUUUUGUAAAAAGUCAUUUUAACAUGAGAAUGCCUUUAAGUGAUUAAGAACAUUCACAGCUGUAUUUGUGAAAAGAAAAAGUAACACAUUUCAACAAUAUGAACUGAAACUCUGAUUCUCUCAUCAGACUAACUUACUUUCUCGGCUCAACUUACCCCUGAACUAGCUCAUAGAUACCACAAUUGAUAUAUAAAACAAAUUUAAAAUGAUCUUUUUCUGGUCUGAACACAAUUCUAAUAAAACUUAUGACAGACUAAAUUCACUUUCAAGAGUAAAAAAUGUUUCUUUUUUUUUUUGGAAAUAAAUGUCAGACCCCUUCACCCAUGUGCUUCUAACCUCCACAGACUCCAUGAAUUGAUGCCCAUCUCCUAAAUAUUUGGUCACAUGAUCAAUUUCUUUUACCAUUUCCAAGCAACAGGGGGUGGCUCAACUUACCCCACUCUCCCGUACUGAUUUCAGCAGGGGAAAAUUCACCGAGAUUUGUAUGCAGCUUUGGAGAGGGAAUUUUUGUGUGAGUAACUUAGAGUAAGCUGAUAAAUAGAGGAGACUGAAUAAACUACCGGAUUCACCCAUUAAACUUUUGAAUUUGUUUUGAUAACAGGCACCAAAUUUAUCCAUAUAAGUAUAUCAUACCAGCUAAAAUCAUUAAAAACAUUCACGACUUUCCCUGUGAACAGAGCUCUGUGCAUUGCGAGGUGAACAAAAUAGAUGCUUUAUUGCUCAGUAGAGUCAGUACUUGAGUUGAGGGGGGGUGAGGAGGGAUGGCUUCCCCCCUGAAAUGAAAAUGGUCAAAAUCAACCCCCUUACUACUAUUUUAACAUUAGAAAUACCACUACAAUUCCAACGUUUAGCGGGUGUGAAGGAGCGGCGUCCUCACUGACUGCGGGCAGCGCAUGGAGCCACACAUACCGCCAAACACACGCCAAACAUUUCCCUCCCCGCCAGCGUUGCUAGUCCUCUAAACAGCGCUACUUUUCUUUCACCCUUUUCUAUUGGAUUUGGUAACCAAGGCUGCACACUUGGAGCUCUAUCAGUUAACUUAAACAAACAUUCACAUAGACAUUCAUCACUUCACUUACUUUCCGGGUGUCAAGUCACGUCAUCAUGCCGGAACAUGUUUCCAAAUAAGGAAACAGAGCGCGCGAUUUCCGUGUUGUUUAAAGGUGGGUAUGGAGGGUCAAAGUGGUCACAUGAUGCAAGAAAAAUUAAUUCCCUUGUUGUUUUCCAUGAAUCCCUAAAAACUAGUUCUCUGUUGAUUUGUGUGAAAAAUUAGUUAAGAUGGCAAAAACUAACAGAAAAGGUCUAGAGGUUAAAAAUGGUAAAAAUUGUUUAAAUGUGAAUAAAUUAGUUUUUUUUUUCAAACUUAUGUAAUUGAUGGGAGGGGCUAGGGGGGUUAAAAAGGCUUCUUGGGCCUUUCUGUCUUUGAGACUGAAGUUUGUUGUAUGGAAAGUGACUGCAAAACCCCCUUUUGUAGUGCUGGUCUUUUUUUUGUAUAUUUCUUUAGUGAGAAUCUUGAGUGAUAGUGGAACUCCUUCCUUGCUGGUAUUUUCUUUUUUUCCCUUGUACAUUUUGUUAAUAGUAUUUGAGAAUUUUUUUGCACUUUUGUAAAUAUUUUUGCACUACACCUUGGAUGGCUGGCUGUAAGUAAAUCCUAUCACCAUUAUUGUUAUUCUGCUACGCCUGUGCUUUUACACUCGAUUAUGAUUGUUUGAGCGAGAACCCCACAACAACAGGGAGCUUUCCACAUAUUAAGUAAAAUACUGUAGGUUUCACAACUUUCAUUGACCAUUUAGUGACUAAAGUUGAGAUUUUUGUCAUUGGCCAUCAUUAUUUUAUUAUCAUACCUGUACUGUAGUGGGAUGAGACAUGAUUUGGCUUGAUAAAUGAAUAAACCAGUAAUCACAGUGAAGAGAGAGUUAACAACCAAGAAGAAGAAGCUACUGAGUGACCUUUUUUUCCUGAAUGCUCAGAGUCUCUCAUUCCACUGGCAGCUGAGUCGGGGUAGUGAGAGAGAGGUCAAGAGGUCGAGAGAGAGGGGCCACUGAAUAACUGUGUCAGACAUUUGGACUGACAGCCAACACUUUAAGAAACUCUGAUAAAUAAGCUGUAUCUCUGGGACUGUUCCUGGUGAUUCAAGAGGUCUCCCAGUCUUAUUAAAAAAUGACCAACAUCUUUAAUUCAUCUUCUGGUGGAGCUGUGACCCUCCCCCUCAGGCUGUGAAUCAGUCUCUGCAUCCCCGACAGAGAAGAGGAGUCUGAUUGUGUGGAGUUUGUUGAGUUUUCUAACCCCAAGGAAAGAAAGCCGUGCCACUUCAGGACUUGGAAAAUAAACCCUUUAUCUUCUGAAAAUCCCUCUUUGUGGUCUCACAGCAACCUUUGCUGUUUUCUCUCUACAGUUCAGCUUCCUGUGAAGGAGCUGCAGAGUUUGUUCCUGAUGACAAACCUGAUCAUAGAGGGGAGACUGGUGUGUUUUUCUAGCUGUCUGUGAGAUUGUUUGUACCCUCAGAUAGAUUCUGGAUCAUUGUGGUCUGUAGAAGCAACAUGAAGCGCUCAUAUUUUCUCUGAACCUCGACCUCGCUCUCCAGAAGCAAAACAAAACAACCGGGAUCAGCUAGCUCUGUUUACACUCCGACAUUUCUUAAAGGAAGGACGUCUCUUUUUACAUUUUUUGUAUGUUUUAGAAGAGUUGUUUGUCUUUGUUUUUUGUUUCUUUUCUUCCUUUGGACAGUUUUUUAUUAUUGAUUGAUUGUUUGAAGAGCUGCAUCUCAGACUGAAAGAGAAACUGGAGGCUUUCUUUUUCGCUGUACAACUAUUUGAACGUUGCUCUACGAAAGUGUAUUUUUCUGCACUUUUUUAGUGGAAAAAAAAAGCAUGCACACACAUACACAUCUCCCAAAAUAAGCAGCCUUUCUCUGGAGAGGAUUAAAUUUGAGCUUGUGUUGAUUUUCUUCUUCAACUCCUUGGAUUAAAAUCCUGUAAACCAUGGUGUUUGAACAAAAUAAGACUGUCUUCAGAUAAAGAUAUAAAAUCUUCCUCCAGUAAGAGGAGCUCAGAGUGAGAGUAAGUGUUAAAACUGCAGAGAGAGUAUGAGAUUGGUUUUGUUACCUGUAAAAUAAAACAUAAGAUGAUGAUGAAAUCAAUCAAUAAAAAUCGACUUUGCGCUCCCGGUUUACUCCUGAAUGAGGAGGAGAGAUUGAGUCUGGGAAACAGCCAGAAAGAGAGAAACCGGCUCACUGGUUCAUGAGGACAAAGCUGUCAGUCUCAGCUGCCAGGUCGACCUGCCUCUCACUGAUUUCUGCACAGAGAAGCUUAUUUUAGGACGGGACUGCUCAGGUUAUAUCUGGACUGACUGUGGGUUUUUACCAGCAGAGGUAGUACAGAUAGUUUGAAGGAGGAAAUGCUGAUUAAUUAGUCAAUGUCAGACCCUUUCAAUGAAUCCUAGCUUAAUGGUUCAGCGUAGAAAUGGAAAUACCUUUUGAUAUUGAAAAGUCAGACUAGAGGUUAAAACACUCCUCGUUCAAACAUCUUUUGGUGCAGCUUGACAAGCGAUGGUGGCCUUUAAGGACAAGAAACUGUUGUGUACAAAACAUUUUUUCUUCCUCCUUUCUCUUCUUGUUGGUGCAUUUCAAACAUGUAUGGCUACUACUGGUUUGUCUGUGUAAGCAUAUGCAAGACAACGUCCUCAGUAGGAACGAGUCCUGCUCCUCUGUAGAUACAAAUGAUAUAAAAAAACAAACAAACAAACAAACCAAAAGAGGAUGUUUUAUAUUUGAAGGUAUUAAAAGUGGGUGAUUAAUCUCAUACAGGAUCCCUUCAGAUCUGAUAAUGCAAGCCCCCAAAAAUAUAAAUAAAAAUGGUUUGUUUGUUCUUUGCAUCUUUUGUUAACACACUUUUUGUUAGAUUUUUUAACCUUGCAUUUCAGUUAGGGUUGCAAAAGGGCGGAAAAUUUCUGGUAAAUUUCCAGAAACUUUCCAUAGGAAUUUAAGCUGGGGAAUUUUGGAAAUAUUCCAAAUUGGAAACUUUCCAUGGGAAUUAUGGGACUUUAUUGGAAAUUGGGGGUAAUUUAUACAAAUUGUAUCAUAUCCAAACAUAAAUGUAAAUAUUUUUGUUUUGCCAUAAGCAGACAUCCAUACAAAAUAAAACAAUUAAUGGCAAUGAACAAUGGCGUGAACAGAAAAAUAGUUGGCUAAACAACUGGAAUGGUCUUCAAAAUAUUUGACAAUUGAUCUAUAAAUCAAUUGUGUGGCCUCAAUAGCCCUAUAGUAAGCACUGUGCUAUUUGCAUCUUAUGGAAGAGUGUACUUGCAUUAAAUCUGGUUGUUUUAGCCAAGAUUAUGCUACAAUAUAUUUUCCCCAACUAUAUUUAAGUUCCCUGUUGAGGGCCAACCUUCAAUUUUUUUAAAUUCCAGAUUUAUUCCGGCAAAUUCCUGUUAAUUCCCAUAUAUUUCCGUUAGUUCCCAUGGAAAGUUUCCAACUUUGAAAAUUCCCGGAAUUUUACAACCCUAAUUUUAGCAGAGCAACAUGUCGUGUCUACUCAUUAGUGAGACUCAGGGACUGGAGGUGAAUUUUUGGUGCUAUGUGGCUGCACUCAGACUCACAGUGGUGCAUGUGAAAACUCACCUGAAUAUAGACCAUCUCCUGUGUGAAGUACCUUGAUCCAAUUUAGCAUCCAACCAUGCAUUUUUAUCUUAUAUUUUUCUACUUUGAUCCCAGUUCACUUUUUAGAUCAAACAAAAGGUAUUAAUAGUGAAUGUUUACUCUAAUCUGGGGUGUCUCUCCAGAUCAGAUUGAGCCAGCCUCAGAGAGCAGAAUAAAGACUGAGGACACUUUGUUUGUUUUUCUCCCUGCGUCUUUUCUUGACACAUUUUUCGUCUGACUUUUUAUUGUACCUGCCAACAGGGCAUAUCCAGGGAACAGCCUGUUGUGAGUACUCAUCCAACUCAUCUGUUUCUGCCAAAUGAGGUAGACAUAGAAGUUUGUGUUUUUGCAAACUUUUCCUGUGGCAGCAGUUAUGUGCAGAUGGUGGCAUGAAAACCAGCAUGUGCUGAAGCAUUCACCAGCAAGCAGAGUAAUGUACCAUCUGGUGAAGCGCUGUCACCCUGCAGCUUUGUUUGGCUCUCAGCAAAGAGUCUGACAUUGAGAUGUUGUUGAUAAGACGACCUGUGCUGACACCAAAAAACUGAGACAACAUCUGUAGCCGCAUCAGAGCCUAAAUCAUCCCUCUGAUAGCAGAUCAAAACAGGCUAGGAAGCCAGUGGUAUACUAUUUUUAUUAUCCUAUAACAUCACAGCUUUGAAUUGUUGCUGCCUCUGAUCAUCGCUGUCUGUCUGGGCAAAAAUUAACUUGUCAUUUUAAAGUGAUUUCUACUCUCAGAAACACCAUCAAGAUACCCUGUCGGGUCCAGAGUGCGAUUCGGAGUCUAUUGACACUGCCCCCUCAAAGGCAGACUCACUUUAUAGACAGAUAACUAUGAAGGCUGGCCUCAGUCCAGCUAUAAUGGAUAACUGAGAGCUAUAAAGACAACAGAGUGUCAGCAGUAAAGCGUUCAGUCAAAGCAGCUGGCCAACAACCUUCAUCAUUUAAUGGAGAAGCUCAACAAGCAUCUGUACAAGACAGAUGUCAUCAUAAUCAAUAAGUUAUUGACAUCAGUGGUCUCCUGACAUACCUCAACUGAGAUUCACAUUCACAAUUCCACAAAACAUAUAUCCUUGCUAGAGAAAAAAUAACUUUCAUUUGAUGUAUUUGGUGAAAUUUCAGCACCAUGGACAGAGAACAGAAGUGACGUUUGUUGUUGAGCUUUACAUGGUAAUUUCUAGGAGGCAAAAAAAAGUCAAUGACAUUGCAGAGUGCAGAUAUGAUGACCCUGAGUAUAAUACAACCAUGCUAUCAAGUCAAACUUUCAGGUGAUAAAGACCAAAUCUCGUUUGAAAGAGUUUCAGUUUUGUUUUUAAUUAAUAAGACUUUAUUUGAAUAGCUUUAUUCAUACAAUAAAACUAGAAAAUAGAAAAUCAUAAAACCCUAAAAGACAGUAUGUGCAAGGUUUACAACAUGCAAACAAAAGACAUUGAAAAUAAAGGUAAAUUGAAAAAUGAUAAAUGAAAAGGACCCACGAAACUAAGGAAACUUCAUAAUGAGGAAACACUAGAGUUAUGAUCAAAAAGUUAAAAUACAGGAUGGUAGAUGGAUAAUAAAAAUAAAAUAAAAUAAAAUAAAUAAUAAAUAAAAAUAAAAUAAAACAAUAAAAAUAAAACAGUUUAUAUAUAUAUAUAUUAACUGUCAGAUGAGGACAGGGUGUAAAACAGGGGUGUAAAAAGAUUAAACUUUCUUGACAAAUGACACAGAGCUGUAAAAGUGACAUCCUGCUAGCCUCUUGCGUUGCUGGCUAUUUUGAUAUGUAAUAUGUCAACUAGGAGAUGAUCCAAUUGUAAUUGAAGGUGACCUGUCACUACCUAAGAUAGCAGAGGCUUACAUUCUUCAGUCAGUAUAAUGAUUCUUGCUCAGUGUUUGUAAACCAGGAUAAGUAGCUUGAUGUAGCUGUGCAUGAAAACAUGAUACUUGAUACUGAUGUUUCUACGCAACAAAAACAAAUUUAAAUUUAAAAAAUGUUGCCAACACACAUAUGAAAAGCUGUUGGUGGGUCCCAGUCCUAUUUGGUACCAGACGUGUCUUUUGAAGUCAUUUGCAAAAAGUACAGAGCUCCAGACCACAGAGCUGGUUUGUCAUUAUUCAGGAUAUAAGGUAAUUUUAGCCUCUGUGUCACUGAUCCUAUUUUGUAGGGCAGGGAAACAGAAAAAAAAUGAAGCCGUCUGAGCUUAACCAAACCAGGGGAUCAUUAACAGUCAAACUAAGACCUCAUCACUAAGCCAAAAUAACGAUUGCACUCCAGGAAUGAUCCGGGACUGACCAACAUGCAGAGUCAGUCCCGAUUUUCUUUCCUCUCUCUCUCUCUCGGUCUCUUUUCAUCUGUUUCCUUUUUUUUAAGCCUCUCAGGUCUUUGAAAAUGACCUGAGGGGAGAAGAGGCAGCAGUAGAAGAAGAAGAAGCAGAGGGAGGGAUUUGAGGGUUACACAGGGAAACUCCUGGGGCCACAGUAUUAACGGGGAAGGGGCGUCAAAGCUGCUGAUGUCACUCAGGGGCCCUUUAGGACAUUUUCAGGCCAGGGAAGAAGAGAAGAAAAGAAGGGGAUGGUUUAAGGGUGGGAAGAGUUGCUUACUGUUAAUUUCACCCUCUUUCUAAAGACAAAACUAUCUCCAGCCUUUGUAUUUGUUGGAUGAUACCUGACAGUCAGAUAAUCAUAAAUGUCAGUCUCUUGUUGUUGUCUCAUCACUUCAGUCACAGCAGGGAAUCAGCCAGUAUAUUAAAACAUUUGCAUGUGCGUCUCAUAACUCAGGAAACAAUUUUAAAAAAUGACUGUUUUUGUGUGAUGAGAAUAACAGCAGGAGGUUUUUCAGAAAGAAAUCUGUAGAAAAUUGCACAUUUCCUUCAAGAGUUUGAUAACAAGUUCAGAUCUGUGCAUUAGUUUAAAUAUCAGAAUAAAUAAUUUAUUUAUCACUGUAUGAAAAUUCAAUAUGAAGAUGUGAAUGAGUGAGCUUUUUGGCUGAAAUUUCUUAAGCAUUCAAUGAUCUAGUCUUAGAUAAUUGCUGAACUGUGUCUUUAAAUGCUUCAUUACUGAGGCGCUGAGCAGCCGUGCAGCCAUACAUUUAAUUAACUCUGGAAAAGUAAGUUGGGGUCUCAAGAAAACACCGCAGCCUGGUUGUUUUAAGCUGAUGAGUUUUCUGAGGACUUCAAGUGUCUCAUGUUAGCUAGAGAUAUCAAUCCUGGUUUUCUGUUGAUAUAGCAGGUCCGUUUUAAAACUUCUCUGGACGUCUCUGGUGACACACAGAGGGGUUGCCAGUUACAGCAGCUCUUGUCCGUUUGGGGAACAGACUAAACAAACAGGUGAGGAAGGCUAGCUCUGUCCUGGGCUGCCCUCUGCACCUUGUGGAGGUAGUGGGGGACAGGAGGGUGAUGGCUAGGCUAUUGUCUCUCAUGGACAAUGUUUCCCACCCACUGCAGAGCACUGUAACAGCAGUGGGUAGCUUCCUCAGUAACAGGCUUUUCUCUUUUUUUGUACAUAACAUUUUUUUUGUAUUGUUCUAAGUUAUCUUUUAUAAUUAUCUUUGCAAUGUGUGCGUGAUGAGUGUACUUAUUCUUAUAUGUUAGGUGUGCUGAUCCUUUGCUGCUGCUGUUAACACCCCAGAUUUCCCCACUGUGGGAUGAACAAAGGUUUAUCUUAUCUUAUCUUGAGAUCUCGCCUUGUUUUUCUCAUUUCCUCCAGAUAACAAAGCUUGUUUUCUUGGAUUAGUGGGACACUUUUCUGGCAAUCAAGAAAACAAACAAAGGACUGGUCACUAGGCCAGAUGACAAUAAGCAGUGCCCAUAAUACUAAGGGAAGUUAGUCCUAUGAUUGCUUUGAGCUGAUGUUGAGUCAAGCGCUCCAGAAAACAACCUGCCAUAGACGAUACAUUUCACAAUCCAUCACUAUUGGAAACAGACUCUUAGAACAUGAGGUUAUACACCCACUUAAUGCUUCUGUAUGAAGACUGCCUUAGAGUCACUGUUUAAGUUGUGCUACUCAAAAGGGCAGUGGUGUCAUUAUUUACCAUAAAAGAAAACAAGAAGCAGGUAGCUAAACUACGGUAUGCUGACAGGGACAAAAUAGCACCUGAGCCGAGAAAUUGAUCAAAUUUUCUGACCUCAAUCGUGGCAGGAUGUAGUCUGUCAUAUUUCAGUGAAAGGACCAGUCAGUGAGUUAUGUCUCAGACUUCUGCUCAAGACUAAAGUUAUGGACUGAACUGAAAAUGACUGAAGUUAAAACCAUUUUUUAAAACCCGUCUAAAAACCCACUUUUAUUCCAUGGCUUUCAACCCAGCAUGAGGCAUCAUUCGUUUCACUGCUUUUUAUUAUAUUUUAAAACAACUACUUAUUGUUGUUUUAUGUUUUAUUAUGUACAGCACUUUGUGUCAGCUUUGGUUGUAUUUAAAGUGCUCUAUAAAUAAAGUUGAGUUGAGUUGAUGUAAUGAUCAAAAAAUGAAAUCAGCAAGUAAAAUUAAUGACUGUUAAUAGUUUUGGCUUAUCGAUGUCACAGUUCUGUCGUACAGGAUGGAUUACAGAACACCUUAAAGCUUCUACUGCUGUACUUUGAGCAUUAUGCAGUACCAUUUCUUGCAGUAUCUCUCAGUCUGCAGUUUAGCUCAUGUCACUGAGCUGGUGGCUUAAUUUGCACUUAACUUGAGGUAGACGUCCUCUAAUGAAGAUGUCAAUAACAGACUGACAGAUCUGCUCAUCGCUAAUCCAUAAACAGGAACCUUUUCUCACCUAAGUAGACUCUCAGUGGGCAGUCACUUGUUAUAUUCUUAAGACCAAAACUCAUUUGAAAAAGACAAAUUUCUCUUAAAAUUCCCCAACAAAAUUUUUGUCUUUCUGGUAAUUUUACAUUUCCACAGACCCUCAGACAGUUUGCCUCUGAGCUAUGAUUCUUCUGCAUUUUAUAAUCCUUUCCCUACACUUAGUUUUCUGCAGCUUUAAAAGCUGGUGUGAACUCUCUGUGAAGUCUGAGUGCCGUAAUGCAGCGCUGCCGUCUGAUUUGGUUUUGUUCUGCUGUUUUGUCAUGAGCAAGCGGCUGCAGGCUGUUUGACUGAGUGAUGAGGAGCGGCACCUGAAUGAGCGGGCUUCAGAACGGCCGCGGCUGGAAAAUAGAAAAUAGAAAAAUAGAAUCCCUCUGUCACUCUUGCGCACACACAUUCAUACUUAAUACAGUGCUCUGUUACUGCAACACAACAGCAGUCAUCCUCACACUGUCUCCUCUCCGUCUUUUGUCUCAUUUCUUGUUGCUCUGCUCCAGGCUGUGUGCAAAUUCAUUCACUGUGGAAAAAGCCGUAUGCUCAGCACAGCACAGUUUCAUUUGGUCCUGGAUUCAGUUAGACAGACAGUCCCUGUGUGCUGGUCUCAGACAGGGUUCAGGUAAGAUUACAGACUUCUGAUCACUCAUGUGGAGUGACACACAAGAAAUUAAUGUAAGAGUCUAUAGCCAUGUUUACAUGGGCAAAAGUUAAAAAUUUGAGCGAUCGGAUAAUCUGAAUCCACUGUUUAUAUUGGUGCAAAAUCAAAUAAUCUGAUCACAACAUGCGUGUACAUGCACCAAGCUUUAUUCAGAUGUGAAGCAUUUGGACAUGCAAGGAGUUGUCUGAUUUCGCUAAAACAACCACAGAAGAAGAGUUGUAUUUACGCCUGUGCUGUCAACAAACCAACAAACACGGUAGUGGCUCACUCUAUCCAAUUCAGGAUUUUUCCCCGUUUAAUGUUGUCACUAGAUGGCGUCCUUGCAUACUUAUUUUACUGUUCUGUCAAAGGUUGCACUGUGCGUGCAGAUGUGACAUCAAUACGUUGUUUGUACACAUUGUUUUGUUACUGGAGGAGCAGACACGGCACCUGCAGUUUUGUUUUAUGCCAGAGUGUUAAUAAUGAAACCUCCUGUACUGGCCUUAAUAAAUAAAGAGUGAAGAUCGAGUCAGGUAAGAGAGUCACGAUCGGAAUAAGUGUUUACGCAUUUCGGAAUAACGACUGGCAUUAACCACCCCCUCGAUCGGAAUACUGCCGACUGUCCGAUUGAGCAGAAAUGGAUCAAAAUCUUCCGAUCGACAUGUUUACAUGACACAUUUUAUUCCGAUCGGGCAUUUAUUCUGAUUAUUUGUGCCCAAGUAAACACAGCUAAUGACACCAGUCAGUUGACUGACUUUUUAAUCACUAAAAUGUUUGGCCAUCAUAGGCCAGUCAUUGGUCAGAGAGUUCUGCCAGACUAAUUAUAUCAGGCUUUGGUUCAUAACAUCAACAGAGCAAAAAUAUAAGACUAUAUAAGAAUAUUUCAAAGGGCCUCCCCAACAUGUCAUCGCUAUAAGGACAGCCUUGGGUUGGACAGAGUUGUUUCUAUUACAAAUGUCCAGACCAAAAGUGAAGCAAAUUUGGAAAAUGCAUCAAUCAUUGUAGCUUUUGCAAUGAUGAAACAGAAACCAAAGAUUUGGUCAUUCACAACAAAAACAAAGAAAAAGUUCUUGCAUUACAGCGCUUUACCCAGAAACUGCCUUCAGUGACACCAGCAUGAGUCCUCUGAGUUAACUUUGUGCUGAAGUGUCUUUACUUUUGUAUCAGCUGCAGGGUGUCUGUCCAUCUGUCAGAGUGGCUGUGAGCUUCACUGUGUCUAGUUUGCUUUAGUCUGGAAAACUACAGUGGUAAAAACCCAAUCCUUUUUUUUCUCUUCAAAGGGCCAAAAGGCUGACAAACAAACUACAUAUUUAUAACAGUGUUAAUUUGAAUAAUGUCUGGUUCAUCUUGUUAUGGAAACUCAAUAAACUAAAUGUGCAGAUGGUGGCAUGAAAGCUAAAUUAAAUAUUUAUUUUUUCACAUCACUUUUUUGUGGCAUUGAAAAAUGCCCUGUCCUUGUAAGUCCAUGUAGAUUCUCAUUCAUCCAGGUCAUGGUUUUCUUGAAGACUCUACACAGUCCAGUUGCCUGUCCUUGUAACCACAUCUUUACAUAUUAAUCUUCAGGGCAGUUGUGGCUCAGUGGUUAAGUUGGUCAUUAUUGUAGGUCAGAAAUUCUGGUCAUAUAUGGUCAGACAUAUUGUGUCUGAGUGGUAUCAUUGCCUCAUUGCCACUUGCUGCUAGCUUCAGUUAGUGCUUAUGUUUAACCAUAAUUAGCCUUCACAGGCCUGUAGAUGUUCACCUGUAAGGAGAGCUGAAGGCUGGUGGUGCUAGCUCUGCUAAUGGUUUAAUGCUGUGAGUCUUUGUAUUGUUCCAUAAUUUGUGCUCAAUCUUGACUGUUUUAUGACUUUUGUCUUAAAAGUCUGUCAGUCAGAAUUUAAAUUCUGUUGAACACCUUUAUGCUUGAAAAAUAUGAUAAUAAAAAUAAAGGCUUAAAUGUGGAUUCAUACUGUGCAGAAUAACUAGGUUGACCUCUAAUCUUCUUCUCUCUACCUUGCAGAUGCGAAGUACUCGAGGCGUGUCUAUUUGGCCAGUUGGAUUUGUAGGAGGCAGAGCAUAUGAGCGCCCCCUUGUGUCGGGGGGUAAAGUUGUGGGCUGGUACACCGGCUGGAGACCAGACCGACCCUUUGCCACAGACAUGGCAGGUAAGAGGAACCUCCAGUAGGAUACCUCUUGUGUUAUAACUCUAAUAAAUGUGACUUCAGGCUUUUUAAUGUUGCACACCCAAGAGCUGACCUAUCCAUCUGUUUAUUCAUCAUCCAUACAUCCAUUCAAUCCAACCCUCACAGGGCCUCAAAAGGUACAACAGAUCCAAGAUAACAUUUAAAGAUGCUGGAUGCUAUAUAUAUAUAUUUAUAUAUGUGCAAGCCAUUAUUUUAGAAAAUAAAUCCAUGUCUAAUUUGAUCUCAUCCAAUCAUACAGCUUUUUUUUCAUAUAUAUAUAGUUAUAAAAAAGAUACAGAACAAGGUAAUCUUAAAAACAAUUACAGUAAACGGCACAUGAACACAAAACAACACCCCCCUCCCAACGCAAACCCAGUGUAGUGCUUAUUUAGGGAUUAUAAGGUCCACUUUUAGACACUGAGACCUUUCCUUAUGUAAAAUCAAUGCUUUCCAAAUCUUUUUGAUUGUUCUAACCUGCUGCUGAGGACAAAUGAAAUCCUCUGUGUGUGGAGAGUGUCAGUCAGUGUUGCAACUGGCCAUUCAGAGUGUUCAGUCCGAUAGUAGCUCAACACGACCAGGAUCGUGCAAAAUAACAGAUGGCCAGCAGAAAAAAAGUCCACCCAAACUCUGCCACAAAGUCAGUAAACUUGAGAUGACCCUUACUUCAUGAAUUUCAAAUGUAGUUAGGAUCAUAGUUCAGCUUGAGCUUAAUGGAAAUAAGAUCCAGUACCAUUUUAUUGCAGGACAAAAUGUUUUAUUUGGUUUAGAAAUCAGCUCUCUGCUCUUGCAUUAUUGUUUCUCACACAAUCGACUGUUAAAACAAUUUAUUUCAGUGGUAAAAAAAUCAGAUAUUCGUGUCACAUCUGGAGGUCAAACCUUUGCAGUGAAAUAGAAAAAAAAGAGAUGGUCAAAAGCUGGUAGCGCUUGCUUUGAUCAGAAAUGUUUCUCUUUUAUGUCCUGAACCCUCUGAAAAAGAAACUUCAAACAACAUUAUAGAUCACCUCAUUGAUUACUGCAGAGAUAAAGUCAGUUGGACUGUUUAGGUCUGAUGCCUUUUAUCAGAGGGAGAACAAACAGAGGCUUCCCCCUCUCUCUCUCUCUCUCUCUCUCUUAUUCCUGUUUGCUGUGUUCACCUGAAGACAUGAGACAGUUUUUCUAUCCAGCUUCCAUUUAAUGGAUAAAUUUACCAUAAAAUAAGAUCUGAUCUAUCCAAUUUAAUAUUCCCACAGUUAUUCCUCCACGCAGCAGCUCCUGUGCCACCCCGCCUGAUUGUUUAUUCCUCGGAUAAAGCACAAAGCAGGGCUGCAGAGUCCUGAGGUAUAAGACUCUUCUGAAAAGCAACAGAUUAGAUUUGAUCAGAGCUGAAGGAACCCUGUGGUUUUAAAGCAAAAGUCUGAGACGAGCAGAAACUCACCUGUUUAUGUUUUUAGUCUCGGUCAGACUCCCUGGGUAUGGAAGUUAAAUAAGUAUGGCCUUCAAUGUAUGUGUGAGGAAUUUUAGAUAUUUCAGAUCACCUUCUCAACUCCUGAUUAGAAAUUUUAAUUUGUCUUUCCUGCAGUUGUGUUGUUUAGUGUUUUUUGUCCCUCUAUGACUGCUGCUUCCUUACAGAGCAGUAGUGUUUGCUCUCAAAGUCAGUUUUUCACAGUGAUGCAGUCUGUGUUAAUCUCUUGUCCGUAAACAUUAGAUAACAAAAUCAGAUAAAAAGUUUAGUUGAAGAAAAGUGCUAGCUAGGGAAUUGAUGGCUUGGGUUUAAAAAGUAAUAAUCAAUUCAGUAAUUCAGUUUUCUCGAGUGUCAUGUAAACAUACUGAGUGUUCUGGGUUUGUGCGCUGGCAUGAGGUGAGGAGUGAGGCACUGGGAAGAAAAAGAGGGACAACAAGGGUCAGUGAGUUAUCCACAUGCACAGAUAAUCUUCAAUCUUACACUCGAAUCACAAGCUCUGAAGAGAGCCGUACUACCACUGCCUGGAGCUAUAAUACUCUGGUGCUGAGGCUUGCGUCUGAAAGCCAGCUGGAUUGCAGAUGUAGUGAUUUGAAUUUGUAAUAAAUGUCUUCAGACUAAUAUUCAAUAAUAAUCUUUAAAUCUGACAUCUAUGCACUCGUUAAUGGGGGCACCACCCACCCUGGACUGUGGGGGGAAAAAAAGGAGACUGAAUUCAGAAGUCAAACAUUGAAUCAACCUUAAAUCGAAAUAAGUUGGUACUUUUAUGGUGAAUACUAAUACUGAUAACAUGAAUCCAAUAUAAAACAGUCAAAUAACGGUAACUAAAAAAUUCCCUCUGAGAAAUGAGAUUCUUUAGAGAUUACAGAUGAUCAAUACUAGUAACAUUGGGAUAUAAUUUUCAAGGAGCACACCUACAACAAUCAUUUAUUUUUCAAGUAUUCAUACAAAAAAUAAACAUAACAAUACAAAGCCAGAGCAAAAACACCAAUAAUUACUCUUUCUUUGGCUUGUCUUAUUGACUUUAAUUCAAAAUUUUUCGAUAUUUUUUUAUAACUUACAUUGCCCAUUGUAUAGGGGCCCCAUACUAUUGUACAGGGGCUCCUAUAAUAUUGUAUAGGGGCCAGUGCCUUAAUGCAUUUGCCCCAUAGCCCUGAUGAGGAUUUUGAUUGAGAGUCAGUGUUUUAACAUGAAUCAAACUCCUCUAACAGUGACUGAAUUAUACAGAAGAAUCAGAGCAGUCACUGAUGUGUGAAUUGGUUUCUGCUGUGGGCCUGGCCUGAGGCUCACAGGUUGACAUAGUCUAUCGUAUCGGGCAACUUGAGCUGGUUGCCAAUGACGAUAGACGGUCCGCAGGCUGAGGCUGAGUCAAAACGUUGAGAAAAAGGUUUCACAUUUGGGCUCAAUACUUGAAUAAUGUUGUCUCACACACAAACACACACACACAUACAAAGGUCUGCCUCAGGGAGAAGUGUUGAGUCACGAUACCAAGAGCUAUUGUUUAGUUUUCUCUCCUCCAACUUCCAUACACCAACGCGAUUGGGAUCUCCUCCCUCCCAUCCUCUACUUCCUUCCACUCAUCUGACCUCUCUCUCUGUGUAAACACACACACACAAACACACACACAUUAACACACAGUGUGAUAAUCAGCCUCACUCUUAUGCUGCCCUUCAUAAUUACACUGUCAGUGUGUAAAGCUAAGAUUCACAGCUGUGGCUGUUGUAUUGUGAAGCUUUUUUUUUUCCCACUUUAAAUCCUGCAAGAAAACAAUGUCUGCUCUGAACGGACGGCCCUGAACUUUAUUCACUCAUAAAUUAUUAUUCAUGAGAUUUACAAUGGUGUGUCUGCAGAGUGCUCAGUGAGAGCCAGUGCCUGUCCUCAUAGUAUUGUGUUAUACAGCACUGCAUUGUUAGUCUCCCAUCUACUCCUCUGUCUCAUUUAUGCAGACACAGCGGAGCCAGGACAAUGAUGGUGUGGAGUAUUAUUCACCUCAAUGUGUGUGUCUGAUUACACUCACACACACACACACACACACAUGCAAUUACUGCAUCUAUUUGAGAGACACGCAAGCAGGCACCUGCCAGCACUCACACUAGUAUAAGUGGACAAGUGUGCGUGUUCAAGGACACACACAGGCGCACACAUGCAAUUUUCCAGAAGCAAAUUAGAGCCGCAUCCUCGCAAAAACAGGCUGAUUGAGUAUUAGUGUGCAGAGACAGCCAACACACACUCUCACACACACACGGGGUUCAUGCAUACUCUGACACACACUGACACACAAACACAAAGAUGUCUGUACCUUUGGUUGGUAUGUUGAAGUGGCGCUUAGGUCCUUGGAGUGUUGGCUGAGACAAGGACAUGAAAGUGUUUAACCCACAGUAACCCCGGUGCUGGUACUCAGCUCCUGAGAUGAGAGGAGCAGUGAGAUGGAGAACAAAGAGAUGCCUCCUGCACGCUAGUGUUGGGAAAGGUAGAGGAGGAGAAAUCACUGGGAAGAUAUUACUUGUAGGAACAUAUAAGUUAAAGGUGGGGUCUGUGAUUCUUGAGAAAUAUUGUUAGCAUGUUGAGAAACCUGGACUUGUAUGUCAGGCUGACCCCACAACAGGAGAGGAUGAGGACAACUGAAGAAAGGGUAUUUGAGGACUGACAAAAAACUACAAAUUCACCCCAAGAACAGGCCUCCUAUAUGUGUCUUAUCACACCUUUUUAGAAUCCAUGGACACAUGCUGGUGUGCAUAACAGAACCCUGAAUCACUCUAAGAUUAUCAUUUUUUUAACAUUGUGUUUAUUAGAUAUUUUUCAUAUUACAGACAAGCAUUUGACAAGCAAAAAAAAAAAAAAAGUCGUGAUUAACAACUUUGUGUUUGGAUAACAACAGAGGCUAUGAAUUUCCAACUUUGGUUUGCAAACUGAAGAAGACUUUUGGAAAAGAGGUGGAAUGUCUUCAAGAACCUUAAACAAAUCCAGUUGACCUUUCAACAAAGAAUUGGAUUUGUCGAUGCAGUUUUGUUGUUUCUAGUCAGUACGUUUACAUGCGCAGUUCAGUCAAGGAACCUUUGAUGGACUGACUGUUUUUCACUUAACACCUCAGUCAAAUGGUGUGGGCGGUACUGUGGCACUUUUCUCCUCAUGUUUACUCCUCUCUUUGCCAUUGAUGAAAACUAAACAGAAACCUGAUAUCUCAAAUUCUAAUAUCCAACUGCUUUUGUGCCUUUGACUGUUUCCGUCCUGGGCGCUACUUGUUUGUGUGUUAAUUUAAUGUCUAUUGUUAAAAAUUGAAUCACAAAGCCAUGAGAGUGAACAGAGACAAAAGAGCAGAAAAAUACACGCAGGAAACCUAGAUAAAAAUUGAUUGUAUGCUUGGAUGUAAAACUAGAAAGCAGCAGAGUGAUCACAUUGCUCCCCCCGGGCUCUAAAGCUUCAGGUUUCACAUCCAUGAGGCAAAUCAAUAAAGAAGGUGAGGCCAGGCCAGGAACCUGCCGUCUCUUUUAUUAUUAUGAUGUUCAGUUGUGCAAAUUUCUGAUAGGUCUGUUAUAACGCAACACAACCAGUCCUGCAACUGUCUGUCCCAAAAUGAACUUCACACCUCCACAGUUGAAAAAGCCUCAGAGAUCUCGCAACAGCUAACGCUUAUCCUAUUUCCCAUCAGGUUAUGUGAACUAGUAGAUAUCAGUUUUUUCAGCAGCUAAUACCAAUAAUGCUCGAUAUCACGUUGUUCAUGUUGUUUUGCAUUUUAGAAAUCCAACAAUUCAGUGAUUCUGUUUGAUGAGAAAAAACAUUUCUGACAAUGUUAAGUGACUGUGAACAUGUUGAAUUUGAAAACAUGCCAGACCCCAGAUCUGGUCUCCCUGGCUGUUUUCUUGGCUUCAGCAGCCACAAACAGAAUCUCAUUCUCCUGUGUCAGCUGACUGAUUGCCAAAUCAGUAAAAAGCGUGAUAGUUCAAUCACUCACCGGCUCUGUACGGCUCUUUGAAAUGGCUCUCAGUCUCAGCAUGGCCUGUUUGCGACGGCUGACUUGCCUUAAGUGCAACAGACUUAAACCUUUGGAGGAAAAGAUGAGCAAAACCCAAAUUUAUGUCCACAGUUCCUCUAAGGGUGACCCAAACUGACACCUUCAGUACUCAGAGGACCACUGUCUGAGUCUGUGUCAGCUCCUCCAGAAAGAGGCCGCCCAGAAAACUCUGUUCAGACAGGAGGAGAGGGAGAGGAAGGAGGAGAGGAAAUAAGGACGACGAAUUACUGAGGUUGAAUUCCCAAACUGGUGCUCUGAUUGCGAAAGGAGUGCCACCCACUAAAGAUUUGCAUAAAUAAAUAUUCAGUAAUUACGCAGAGACCUUGUGUGGAGAUGUUUGCAGCACUUUCUGAAAACAUCCUCCCGACACCGUCUAAAAUAAAAACUUUAGCAUCCCUCAGAGAGAUGCUGCUCUCUUUAAAAAAAAUCACACCUUCAGACUAAUGUUUUCCUAAUGAGGUGUUAAAGGACUGCACUAAUGUUUACCCCAUCGAUUAUAAUCUGCAUGCUUCAUUCAAACCAAAGUUUGCUCUUUUCAGCAUGUUUGUAUUAAUUUGUAGUCAUGUACCAGUUCAAAACUGUCGGAACUAUUUCAAUUACACUGUGUUUAAAGUCUAUUUGAAUUAAACCUUUGCUGCCUCUCUGAUUUGUGCAAUGUCAUCUACACAUCAAAGCUGACCAAGAUGUUGAAAAAUAGAAAAAUUCUGACUUUAUUUUUUUGAACACAAGAUCAGAAAUAACCACUCUUGUGUUUUCUUACUUCAAUCUUGAAUAAAGCAUUUAAGGAAAUGAUUUGGAUGGACCAGACUGUAGUUUGACAUGAACAUCAGAACAAGUUUUCCUCAUUAACCCAAAGACAAAAUCCUUCAUGUUACUGUCAUUUAUAAUCAAGCGUAUGAGUUUUGACAAUCAUCCGCAGUUUUACAAUGACUAAAAGAACAGAAGACAAUAUCUCAUUAUCAUUACAAUGCUUGACCUUGCAGAAUAACACUGUGGCACUCGGGGGGUUCGCCUAAAUGAUUCCUCUGCAGGCUGUCUGUCGACACUUCUUCCUCUGUACCCGUGCAGUUGUGGAUUAAAUAACAAAUAUCACAUUAAACUUGAGUCCGGCAGGUUUAGUAAAGUUACUGUACAAUUGUCGUCGUGGUUACGUAUUUCCAGCAUGUCUCCUGAAUGCUGCGUAUGCUUUGUCUCCUUGUUCUUUUUCUAGUAAGCUCAUUCUGGCUGUUUGCUUUUAUUUCUCGAGGUCUCAGAGCGUUCAUCUGUCAGGGCCGCCAUGAAUGCUAGGUCUGCUGACUGAGCAGAAGGGCUGAGAGCAGAAGUUACUCAGCUGGCAGAAUGAAGGCCAGAGAAGGUGUUGAUGGGAUUUUUUUUGUUCUGCCCAGUGGUGGUCCUGAGGCCAUAGCAUGUGGUCGCUAGGGAGACGAUACUGAGGAUAAAAACCAGACCUGUGAAGAUAAAAGUGAAUUUAACCUUGACAGCUCGGCUUACAUGUGACAGAAGGGAUUAGGACAUUAUGACCUGUGUUGUGCGCUUUUAAGACAAACCUUGAACAUUGAUGCAGGACUGUUAUGUUAUUUUAAGGGUUUAGAUUAACCUAAGGCUGAGUUUGCACAUGUGAGAAACCAUAAAGAUUCAUCCACCACGCUGUCAGGAAGCUGAACCCUCUCCCCUUCCUGCUACUUCCCCCUUUUCCCCCCAGAACUGUGGACUCUGAACCCCCUCUCAACCCUCACUGGACACAUAGUAUUUGCACCAUACAAACAUAAUCAGUUUUUUGUUGCACUGCAAAUCCACAGCUCGCAUGAAUGCUGACAACAUGCUCUUUACAUGAAAGCAAUGCUGCAGAUUCAUCCACCACCUGCACCUUAGGUCGUGUGAAAAUAUGUACAGCAGAAAUCAUUUUUCUGGCCAUUAUGUUUGCAUGUGUAUGUAUAGAGUGCAGGUGUAUAUGAGUGUAUAUGUGCAUAAACAAGCAUGAUGGUAAAUGGGGCCAUACAUAUACUCCUUUCCUUCUGUAGUAUACUCUUCUCUAUUGUACCUAUUUUGUAUUUUUGAAUAUUCUCUUUAUUUCUGCACCAAAGGCUGGAGAGAAAAUCUUUUUUGAUUCUUUUUAAUAUCACAUAUGGCAGAAAUUGACAGUAAAAACCUUGAAUCUUGUUAUUCUUUAAAGUGUUGGUGAUGGUGAGCGAGGGGAAAACAUAAAUGGAAGCCAUGGUGGGUCACCUUUAAGCCUCUGGCUAAGGGUCAGACAACACAUCAGAUGUGUGAAGGACAUGUUCUCCACUCGCACAUACAACCAAAGUUUGACCAAAGUGAAAAAGAAAAAAGAAAACCUCCACAGAGAGUUGGUUUUAAAUUUGCUGAAACAAAACUAGAACAGCAAAAGCCUUCAGUAUCUCUGCACCUGGACACUUGAAGCUCCUAAAGCUUUGGUCACAAUGAUAUUAAAUAUAGGGGAAAUUUUAUCAAUGACACUUCACUCUGUUUUUGCGAAGAACAAGGAGAUAUGUAAAUAUAUAUUCAUCUCAUAAUUCUGUAUUGAUGGAUCCCCUCCGUCAUAAAAAUAAAGCACUUUUACAUAACAAAAAGACAGGGCUCAAUGCAUUAAGUAUAAAAAUGUGGGGGGCACACUGAAGAUGUUUUCAUAACGUGUUUUUCCAAAAGGAAACAAGGACACACAACUAAGCAGAAUGAUUGAUAAACUUAAACACAAAACGUUAAUCAGGUUUUAAAUCUUUUCUGGGUCAAACUGUAACUUUGACAUUCAGCCUACGCAGUUUAGGUGUAACAACAUCUGUAUCCUACGCUCUUUUUGUUGAAUAUAUGCCUGUAAAUGAUUGGUUUUAGUGGAACCACAGCCCCUGAGCACAGGUAACACACAGUAUAAACGUGAGGGUCUGGGUUUCUUUUUAGCAAAUACUCUAUUUCCGCUCUGUUCAUGAAGACUUGGGCAUUCAUUUAUUUAUCCUCUUUAUAAUUUUCUGAAGGUUAUUUACUCAUUUAUUAUCCUUGUGUGUUUCAUUUAGUGUAAACAUCUAAAGUAUUGCAGGAAACUAUUUCACAAUAAGAUAGGAUAAGGUUACCAUUGCAGAUUACUUUCUAUCAUGAUUGGCUGUAGAGGAUUCAGCUUUUGUAUGUAGAUUUUUGUAUACGAUGUACGAAGUGAAAUGAUGUUUUUUUUUUUUUUUGAGAAAUGUUCUGAGGAAUGAUCUCAGAGUCAGAGCUUCUUUUCAGCCGUCAGUCUUAUUUCUGUUUGUAGGACAGCUCAUUUCUUCUUGUGCCACAUUUUCUCCCUCUGUCACAGUUUUUCUAAUCAGGCAGAUUUAAUCUGGUUGCAGCAGUCAUUAAUCUCCACCCCUGCUGCAUCAGGAGGGUUUUGACUUCCCUCUGACUUUCCUUCUCGUUUGAAGCUCAAUCAUGGUGGGAGAAUGAGCGAACUCUUUUGCUAAAUGAAUUUUAUAUCAGCUGUUUCACGGUCAUUAGAUUCACUAAUGCUCUCUUAUCAUUUUCUGCUCUGAUUGUAAUAGACUGAUAAUGUGUUUUUAAUCCAUGAAUGACCUUCUCACCCUUUUUUCUGCCUUUUACCCUCCUCUGCCCUGUCCACCAGGAUUUGCUGUGAACCUCCAGGUGAUUCUUGCAAACCCACGGGCACAAUUCAAGCGUCGUGGUUCCCAGCCGGGGAUGCAGGAAUCUGAUUUCCUCAAGCAGAUCACUAAGGUGACUGAGCUGGAGCCCAAAGCCAACAACUGCAGUCGGGUCAGUAUUUUACAUGGAUUUAAUUUUUGGUUUAAAGCCACAAAGAUCUGCAAACAUACAUUUAUUUCAUGGGUUAUUCAAGGUAACCACCUCUCAGGUUACAUCAGUCAGCUGUCUAGUGAAGCUUGAUUUGUGGUCCACAGGAGUUAUUUUUAACUCAUGACCUGAUACUGGAGCCUGGCAGCCUGCUCUAUUAGACCAUUUGGAAAUUAACGAACCUAAUUGAAAGCCAUAAUGACAUUUCCUGCUCAACAGACAAAGGUCUUUAACAGAUUUGUGUGAGCUCUUUUAAUUUCAACACUUUUCUUUGACACAGACCUGCUUCCACAGUUUUCGCACCUUCUUUUUAUUCAGCUUUUCAGUAGAACCUAAAAACCUGUGUUUGUUUUCUUCAAAGUCCUUUACUUAGCUCCUGAAAGUGGGCCUUCUACCGAUGGAAAUAAAAUAUCUGGAGACAGACUGAGGAAUUUUAUUCAAUCAGACCAGAACGUGGUUCAGCACAGCCUGGUUAUGACAAGAAAAUGGCAAAGCAAAGAGUGGCCGUAGCCUCACAACAUUAUGGGCUAAGGAGGGGGACUUGGAAUUUCUAAACUUCGAGUCGGAAAUUCAUCUAGAACGCCCCCCUGAAGUCGGAUUUCUGACUCGGAAAGUCGGAUGAUCCUCACCAACCCCGACUUGAUGACAACCUCAUAAUCCAAGAUGGCAGCACAGUGCAUCAACAGUAAAGAGUAGCAGUGAAAGCUCUCAUAAUGUAUUAUUUAUUGGCACUUCUGUCUUGUUUUUGUAAAAUUAAAUAUGUACUGCCCAACAUCUAACUGUGAACAUGGUGCUACGGUGUUUGUAAGAGUAAAAUACUGUGUUAUGCGUUGUUUACAACUCAUUUAGCUAACAACAACUAACAACAACCGACAACGGCUAACGAUAGCUGACAAUUGUAAAAAACAGCUAACAACGGCUAACAGUAGGCGUCCAUCUUGGUUUUCUGACUUGUUUACUGGAACACCGUCAACUCAGGUGUAACAUCAUUCCCAGGUUCGACAUCCGACUUCUGAGGUACCUGGAACGCAGCAUUAAAGUUGAGGUUGAGUCACUCUAAAGUCAAAUACUAACAUGACUUGAGACUUGAUUUAGACUUGAGGUUUGGGACUUGUGGACUAUUUAUUUAUUUAUUUGUCUCAAUAACAUCAGAAUGCAGGUGUCAUGGGGGGAUUCAGGGUGUAGCCGGGGGUGUCCCUGUCCCAGCCGUCACUUCCCUCCCUUCCGAAAUUUAGUGAAACACCCCAAUAUCCAACACUGUGAUUGGCUGUUUGCCUCAUCAUUUAUGGGACUUGUGUUACAGACAGUCAACUUUUUGGCUCGAGCUGUGAUUUACUGCACUGUGUGCUGCUUUCUUUGCCAUUCAGUGAAGCACAUUAUCUGUUAGUUCUUUAAAUCAGGACUUUGAACAGAUAUCUUCCUUUGAGUCCAAAAGAGUUUAAGCUUGAAAAUCUAAGGUUAUGUUUGUGUGCUGUGCAUCAACCAACAUACCUGGUACUCUUCUCUAAACACUUUUUAUUCAUUUAUUUAUUUAUUUGUGGCCUUUAUUGAUCAGGUCAUGAGGGGAAGUGGAAGUAUUCAGAUUUAUUAACCACUGUUUUGGGGUUUUGAACAGUCAGAAUUAGGUAUUUAGCAUAGGCAGUUUUAUUUGUAAGAGGGCUGGAUAAGAAAGAGAGGUAAGACACAAUCUGUGCAUGCCCCAGUAGACGUUCUUUGUCUAAAUAUCAGCUUGCACGACUUUCUAAAAGGGCUUUUGUGUUUGGUGUUUUUCUGCCAUUAAAAUAUGGACUUACUGUCCAUGCACUCUCGAGCAUGCACACACACACACACAAAAAAAAAAAUCUGUAUACCUGGCUAUUUGAAAGUCUGCUCUUGGACCACGCUGUUGGAGUUUUUGCUCUCUGUAAAAUGGAGGAGGUUUUUCACCUUUUCACUCCUGGCAGUCUAAGCUGUUUGUUUACAGCAGCAGGAUUUAUAAGUUGUUUUAUAAGUGUUUUAUCAGACUGCUCUGACCUGCAGAUCGGAGGAGGAUAGCACAGACUUGGGUUUAAUAAAAGCCAAAUAUAUAGGCUCACUGCUAUUGCUUGUGUGUUUGUGUGUGGCACAGUCAUAAUAAUGGCUGCCAUCACAGCAGUAACUAACCAUGGGGGAUCUCUCUCCUCUGUUGACAGCAUGACUCAUGCUUUAAGCUGGUGGCUCGGGCUAAACUUAGACACACACACACAGCUCCACAGGAAUGGCGUUAUAGCCCUAUCAAUUCUACUUGUGUGCUUAGACAGCCAAGAUCGAUACAGCUCAUCUCAAAUCACCACAGCCCCUGUUGGCGCUUGGUUUUAUGAAGCCACUCAUCCUCUUGACAACCAUCACAAAGACUGUGUGUGUGAAAUGGAUUUUUUUAUUUAAGGAGAAAAUAGGAGCUAAAAGUUCCCAGUUGUUGCAAACCAGCACCAGCUCUGCCAUUUCGAUUCUGACCCCAAAUGUUUACUUUGAAUAAAUGGAGUAGGAUAAAGACUCAAAGAGCUUCUGGAUCAUCAUUCAUAGCAGCUGCUGCCUCUGCAGACAGCUCUGCGGUGAAACUGUUUUUAAUUUUUUACCAGAACCUGGGCUUAACCAAGGAGCAGCAAAGUCUGGUCUCUCUAAAUUUUCUGCAGUUUUUGCUCUAUUUUUCGUGUUUUUGUUGUGUUCUGUUGGAUGCUGAUGGAUAUUUCUUUAGGGAGAGAAGUUUGCGAUUCUUUCAUUGAGACAGAGCAAAUCUGAACAACAACAUCCAAUUCCAAAGGACAUCUGGAAUUGUUUUCAUGGUUGCUGUGUCAGUGAAGACAAAGUUGAAGACUAGGGAAUAAGGGUAUAAGCCUUUCUUCCAUCAGUCAUUGUGGGAAAUAUCAACUCUCUGCCCAUCAAAAGUGAUGAGCUGGAGAUAUCGGUGAAGACUGGGAAAGCGGGCCAUGACUGCAGUCUCCUGUGUUUUACUGAAACCUGGUUGAAUCAAAACAACUCAGACUCCAGUGUGGAUCUACCUGGCUUCACUCUCAUAAGGUCAGACAGAGAUGCUAAAGCUAGUGGCAAGAAGAAAGGAGGAGGUCUGACUUUAUUUGUUCACCAGAGAUGGUGUAACUCUUCACACAAAACUGUCAAGGAGACAAAGUGUUGUCCAGAUAUUGAACUGUUGGCAGUUGCUCUUUGCCCAUAUUAUGUUCCAAGGAAGUUCAGUAACAUCCCAACAAUACUUUUAUACAUGUAUUCUCCAUGAUACUGUUGCUAGGAUACAGACUCAGUAUCCUAAGGCACCAAUAAUAAUACCAGGAGACUUUGACCAUGUCACCCUCUCUUCUGACCUGACUGAAUGAACACAGUUUGUUAAAUGUCCAACCUGAGAGAAUUUCUCAUGAGAUUCCAGACAAGUAAGUUCCCCUUUGGGUAUGAAUAAUGUUCUUGUACUGUUUUGUAUUGUAUCCUCACCAGACCCAUUACACUAAUGGUGGUAUACUGAGUCCUGAGACUGUCACCAACCACCACCAUUGUGUGCACUCAUUUCACUGCACUCACUCUUUCACACAAAAAACGACAUCUGCUCAAUGCAACUACUCCAGCUGCAAUAAAAGGAAGGCCUGUCUGUUCUGGAAAUUUGAUCCUCUCUGAUCCUGUUCCAGAGAUUAUCAAAUCAAAUCAAACUUUAUUUAUAUAGCGCUAAAUCACAACAAUCAUUAACCCAAGAUGCCUUCCAAGAAAAAAAAGAGUGGGUUUAGACCACGUUCAUUGUUUGAUGAAUUACCAAGACCCAACCUUAAGAUGGGGCAGAUUUGACCCAACUCAUCUAACAUGAGUGACAGUGGCAAGGACAAACUUCCUUUUGACAGGCAGAAACCUUGAACAGGACUAGACUCAUAUUAGGCAGCCACCUGCCGCCACUGAGUUGGGGAGAAAUACACAGUGAGAGAGACAGAGAGAGAUUUAGAGAGAGAGAGGAAAAGAGCUAGGGAGACAGAGGGAGGGAGAAAAAGAGAGUGAAGGUGAGAGAGAGAGAGAGAGAGAGAGAGAGAGAGACAGAGAGAGAGACAGACAGGGGACAGCAGAUAUCUGUGAUGCAAUCUUUGUUUUUGUCCUGAGCUGUAAAACCAAGUGUGCUUGAAGCAAAAUCGUCCUCUUGCCAACCAUAACCCAUGAUGGCCAGUCAUUAAUAUUUGUGUUGAAAUAUAGGACUGAACGGCAGAGUGACAUAAGUUAUUAAGUCACUAAACAGCCAUUCUUCUUAAUGUGUCUGAGAGACUUUAGUAUCAUUAAAGCUUGUGGUUGGUCUGAGCAUUUGAGAUUGAAAUGAUUUAGCAUUGAUUCCCUCCUGGCAACAGCCACACAGUCGUACUCCAGGCUCCAUCUACUUCAAGGAAAGUAUCAGGAUCAGAUCACAGAGCCUCAAUCUGACCUUCACAAUGGAGGGCAGAAAUGCUCAUCUGAUGGCUGGGUCAGUAUCUGCAGACAGCUGACAGGAUCUGUAAUGUAGUUAGAGAGAGAGAGUAAUGGCAACAGACAGCAGUGACAGGACAAGAGAGGAGGGGGAGGCAGGAACAGAUGGAGACAGAUGAUAGUACAGGAGGAAGAGGAGAUAGAGAGGAGAGGAGGGAGAUGAAGAGCUCUGCAGAGAAGAGGGGGGUGAGUCUGUUGUAUUGACUGGAGGUAGAGUCCAAAAAGAAGACAUGUGAGACAGAAAAAGGACACAGAAACGUCUGGACUCUAUUGCAUUUUCAACGACUCUGGAUCUGAUCCUAGAAGCACAAUGAGUCCAUUUUACAUAGAUUUGUUCCAUUCAGGGAAACUUCUGCUUUUUACAUGGCUCUAGAGUUGGAUGUUUUUAGUUGGACUUCUGUCCUUGUCCCAGUUUACACGCACCAGGUGAAAAUAAAACUACUGAUAGAAGCAUGCAUGUGUCUGCGAGGGUAAGUGGCGACACACCACCUUUGAGUUCGUUACUGCUGGGUAGUCUCCUGGUUGAGCUACAAAAAAAGCAAAUGCUUUAGCACGUGGACAAAGGGAUGUCGAAACAUUGAAAACAAAUGUCAUUUUUACAACUUGUUUACUAUCUUGUUUCCUUGCAAUCCAACUGUGUAACAGACAUAGACUGUAUAUACUAUGGACAACUUGGUUCUGCCUUUCGCCAGUAUAUGGACUUGAAGCCGAAAAGCUCCUGGUAUUUCCGUUUUUUUCUCCGCUUCCUGAAACCAACAUUGCGCAGUAGUGUUGUACGCAUUCGGCAGGAGAGUCGCCGAGAGUCGCUGUGAUGAUGCUCGGCUGUGCAAUCUUUGUGCGUCUAUAGGCUGUAUCAAGUGUCAAUCAUAGAAAACAUGAACCCCCUAUAAAUUUAAAAAUGGAGCUGUACAGAAAAAAGAGGAUUGAGCACAAAUCAGUCUUACAAUAACUACAUGUCAACAUUGCAAGCAGGGGAAGAAAAUUUUAUAUUCUUUGUAAUAAAAAAGUUUGUCCACAGCUUCAUAGGGAUUGCUGGAGGAGGCGAGAUUUAUGACCUAUUCUGCAGUCUGUCACCACAGAGUGCUGUUCUCACGGUGGCUUCACCCAGAGAGGAGACAGACUGCGUCCAUUCUAUAUACAGUCUAUGGUUACAAACUACACAAGUCUGACAUGCGACCUCUGGAGCAUGUGCAGCAUACUUAGGCCUGUUUAAAGUGAUUGAGCGAAUGCAUAGAAGAGAAACUUGAUCCUAACUGUGUCGUCUGGUAAACGACCUGAAAAAUCAGUUUAUAACACAUUUAGCAAAAUUCUCUUUCAAUAAGUAGAUUUGAGUUCCAGACUAUAUUUAAAGCUUGAAAUGGAUUGUUUUAUACCUUUGUUUUUUACAUAUUCAAUGCUAAUCAAAAAAGUUGUAAUCAAAUGCAACACAAAGUGUGUAUUGCCUUAAGUUGUGUCCUGGCAGGCUGGUUUAAUAUACCUACAGAAAACAGCAGUGGUCAAAUCUGGUGGCCUCUUGUUUUCUUAAUGGCAAACUGUAAAAGCUGAGGCGGUUACAUAAAGUAAAGAUUUUGCCAGAGUCUGGACUCUGGUGAGGAGGUGUUAGCUGAUUAAAAAAUGAUGAAGCUGAUGAAACUGUGAAGGGAAAUGAUGGCAUGCACAUAAUGAGAGCAGGGAUGAACUUUCAGAUGACAGCAGAAGAUGACAGGCCAACCGUCUGGAUGUGACCGGGUGAUAUCUGAGCUGACAGCAUCAGACAAUGACAGCAGGAAAUUAUGAACACUUCCCCUUCUGCCCACUCUCUCAGGAAGACCAAGCUCUGCCUGGUGAUGGACACAGUUUGGGAUUUUUCCAGGAAGUGUUGCCUUGACUCACAUAUUUUAACAUGCCGAAGAAUGAUAAGGCAACUAAAAGGACACAGCACUAUUUGAUUAAAAUAUUAUCCUAAAAUCUGAAUGGUACACUUUCUAAUUCAGUAGAAAAGGUCCCCACAAUCAAAGUCCAGAAAAACAUUGAAUCCAAAAAUAUUAUGUUUACUGAUAACUUCAAAGACUGUAUUCUCCAGCUCAAGUUGUCUGUGAUCCACCUGAUCAUUUAAGAGUGGGGUUUGGGGUAACCUUGGCUUAAAGGUGGGGUAGGCAGGAUCUGAAUAAGCGCCAGUUUUUGGGGAGAAAUCUUGAAUGUAAACUCUACCCCUCCCAACCAGUUUUCCCCUCAGCUCCUCAUCUCUCCUCCCUCUCUCCUCCAGCAAGCCCCGCCCACAAACAGAUGUUCCUGCUCACUCAUAUCGUUUCAGUUAAAUUCAGAUAUAAUGUAGAUAAAUACUUCAGAUGAUUAGAAUGGGGCCCAGUCAACAUGAAAGUAAAAAGCAUUGGUGCUACUGCAGAUGCCAGCAGACUACCAGCAAACACAAUGUUUGCAGGACUUCAACAAUGAGGAUAAAGUGACAAAGUCCAGGACUGAGGUAAACAGUUAAGCGGCGCUACAACAUGCAGCAGAUCCUGUUUGACAAGAAACACUUCUGUUACACUUGGCUUACUUUGUUAAAGCGGUUUACCUGUCCAGUAGAAAGGUUACAGAGUCUGUAAGAUCCUGAAGCGUUGCCCAACGUUUAGGCGUCAUUGAUGUUGACUCGGCUUUUUAGCUCUUUUCCAAGCUACCUUCUUUUCAAGCGCCCGUUAUUCCAUCAGAGUCUGCAGUAUUUACUACGUUUUCUUGCUUGUGUUGGCAGUCAUGGCCAAAUAAGGAUUCAGACAAUUUUCUGUACUUUCUGGUUGGUUUCUUCUGUCUAAUAUUGUAGCACGUUAACUGUGUUGGAGCUCGUGAAUGUUAUUCAAGGAAGUGGAGCAUGCUUCACAACACGGAGGAGCAGCAUCUUCCUCACAACCAAUCAUGUUGGGGGAGGCGGAGAAUGGCUUUGUUUACAGUCAGAAUGAGAGGGCCGCUCAAAAAUUGUAAAGUGUUGACUACACAGGCAUAACAGAACACAGCAAUAUUAUAAUAUUCCCUAUUGACUGAUAUUAAAAGCUUCUUCGUAUAUACACCACAAAAAAAGAUGCUUCUUUAACGGAAUCCUGUCUACCCCAUCUUUAAAAACUAGAAAGUACAAAGACCUUUGCACUGUGGUACUGAGCUACCCUGAAUCCCCACGAAGGGAAGUCCUCACCAUGACAGCCCGAAUAAGACUGCAGAAACACUCAUGUCACUGAUGGAGAGAUUCUACGGUCAGAUCUUAAGGUCAUAAACAGGCAACAGUUGUUGUUGCUGUGUCUCCCGUGUGUACACUGUUAAUGUAAGUGAUAGAAAUGAUAAAAACGACUAAAGUUGGAGCAGUUUUUCCGUGAACUAAAUUUUAAGCACAGUCAUAAGAUGGAUGUUACUUAGAGGUAAGCCCAGGACUGUUGUGCUCCUCCUCAUUUCCUCCUCCUGAUGGAGAGAAACAGGUCUGUCCUCUCUUUAUGCCAUUAAGGGGGUAAAAAGAAUCUCUAAACCGGUAAAGCUUUUUGUCUUCACGUGGCCUCAGGGAGGAGUGGAGAGAUGGAGCAAGGAGAGAGGACGGUGAGGUAAAAACAGGAGGAAAGCCAUGAGGGGAAAAAGUGGAAGUGAUGAAUGAGGAAAAGAAGAGCAGAGCGAGAGUAAGAAGGAGGGGUGUGUGAGUCCAGGAGGACACUCUGACUGUGUAAUUGGUGCACACACACACACACACACACACACACACACACACGCAUACAGGUGCACAGAUGCAUGCACACACACACAUUCGGCAACGAUUUUCCCACAGCGCUGGAGUGAUGCUUAGGCGGCGGCUACAUUAGCCUUGUUAGAUAUGCAAAGUGGGCCAAUUAGCAGCCAAGUGUGCAGGAAGUGACAUGUUCCACCUGAAGAGGCCCAGAGACACCGGCAGUGAUCAGGGCGAGCAAUAAAUCAUACCUGUGUGUGCCUUUGUGAGAGAGUGUGUGCUGCUUUAGACACAGAAAUGUCACACAUACAUGAAUUAUAAGCUCAUUAGAUAGUGACUAAAAAAAACACUCUUAAUCCGAAAAACCUCACCUGAACCUCUUGGGAAUUGAAGUCAUCCUUCUCUCCAGGAAAAUACCAAUCGUCGCUGGGCUGCAGUGUUUUCUCAGCUACAUAUUGCUGUGAAAUUGGCUGCAAACACAAAGACAAACAGCUGCGGUGAGGUGUGUGCUGCUGUUGUUGAUUUGAUCCGCUUUGGAGAGGUGUCAGACUGUUUCCUGAGUGUGGAGCUCUCCUGGCUCACUGCGGAGCGUCAAAUUCAACAGCAGGGGGAUACAAUGCAAUCUCUGUUUUCACAGAACGCAGCAGUGUCUGUCUUUUGACAGAUAUUUCAUCAGAACAUCAUCAAGGGAAGAUUCUCUCCUCAAAGAGUCUUUUCAACAGAGAAAAGAGCUUCAGAAAUCCUGUAACUUUUUUGGGUGUCAGUCUUCAAAAAGGCAACGAAGUGAGGGGUCAUAUAGAAUUGUCUGAUCUGGAGCCAGAGCAAAUAAUCUGUUUGCAAGAUCAAACAGGUUUGGCAAUCGAUUUAAACAUUUGAGGCAUUUGAUGAAGAGAUAAGUUUGACAUUUUCUGACUCCAGCUUCUUCAGUACAAGUGUUCCCACUAUCUCUCCUUCUCUCUGAUGGUUAACUCAACCUUGUAGAACCUAGGCUUGAAAUUGCGAUCAUUGUGGUCAUAUACGCUCCUGAAAUUACAUGGCAACAACUAGUCUUCAGAAAUGAAGUGGCUGUAGAAGUGUUGAGCAAGACUUGCUCUGCUUUGGUGGCAGGCCAUCAGAUAAGCCUGCAAAUUUGUUGUUCACAAAGUCAAUGUCUUUGUCUUUUAUUUUCCAUCUAUCAUGUGAACCCUAAAUACUUCCACACAAACUCUUUUUAAGGGCCUGAGUCGACGCUGCAAGCAGCAGGAAAUUGCAGUAGUUAUUAAUUAUCAUUAUUAAAGAUUUUCAUCUUAAACCCCCGAAAUGGGCUCAAAAACUCAUGAAAUUUGGCAGGCGGGCUGAAAUUUGCAUAUUUGGGAAUAUAUACAUAUUGGCAAUGCUCUCUUUUGGAGAGGCCUUGAUUUAUGUUUUUUUGAAACACAAGUUUUAAUUAAAAUAUUUUCAUACAACCAUCCAUUUCAUGAAUAAGACAUGUUACAGUUGUAGAAAUGUUGUAGAAAUAGAUGUGAACGAAAACAUGGAAGUGCUUUGUUCCACCUCGAGUAGGAGUAUCUGUUAUUAAGGGUCUUGGUUCUUAUCUUUCUAAUGGUUCUUAUCUUGGUACCUAUCUUUGUAUCCUCUAUCUCUUAUCUUUGGUUUUUGCCAAUUCUGGCACUCCAGUCUAGUCCAGUCCAGUCGAUGCAUAUCUUGUCUUUAUGCCUCAGCAGGGUCAUGUGGCAGUGAAUCUCAUCCUGUUGACUUCUGACAGUCUAACAGUCUAAUAUAUCAUUUAAUGUGGGAAAUAUAAAUACAGGAGGUUCUCAGCUAAUUCCUAAAGACACAGGUAUCAGCUGAAAGUCCCAUACUCCAGUUUCAGGCAGUAACAAUGACAAUAUUAAAAUCAUCAGUUGAAUCACCAAUGCUCUUAUUUGCUUUUAAAUGUUAUUAAUAUGGAUUUCAUUAUAUUUUACAAACAUCUAAAAACUCCGUAGAUGAGGUCACUCUUUUUUAAAGCAGUGCUCAGUAGUGUUACAAGUAUCUAAAACUUCCUGAUGGGUAUUCUAACUAAAUUUAAAAUCGAUAUGAUCAUUAAAUCUCAAACAGUUUAAACAUGUGCAUAUUUUUACUACUGUCCUUGUUAUUUAUUAUCUGUUCAGAGGCAGUAAAACUUGGCCCAGACUAUCAGGUGUCAGCUGAUGCCUGCUAAAAAUACUGCACAUCAAUAUCAGAGUUUAGUGUAUCACAGUAUCUGUGAAGCUCUGCCAUCAUCCACUUGUAUCUGCGCCAUGUUUAUCCGAGCAUACCAGCCUUUUCAGUCUUUAUUUAGAGCCAAGUGUUUCCUCUGUCAGCACAUUUUCUCAUCCUCCCUCUCAUUUUCUUUUUCAGGUACUGGUCUGGCACACUCGCACAGAGAAACCGCACCUUGCAAAUGAGCCCAAACACCGUAAAGACACUGUGGUCAUUGAGGUGUGAGCGAGUCUGCAGUGCGAGGAGAGGAGAGGAGAGGAGAGGAGAGGAUCCAAAACCAGAUGAUGAUCGCUGCUGGCCGUCAUCUUUUGGCUGGGACUGAUGACAGCACCCUGCUGUCUCUCCUUAUCAGGUUCAUACAAUCUGUUCAUGGUGGACACAGACUCUGAAAGAGCUGCAUGAUUUAAGACAUGUCUGUCAAACCUGCUGGAUGAGAGCUUAACGGCCGUGAAUAUGUGAUUUUACAAACUGGGAGGACUGGGACUGUUUAUUCCUCCCUGAACCACCUGCUGGUGUAAAAACAACAGAAGCAUAAAUGUGUGAAACAUGUUCCUGGACUGAAAAGUUGCCAUGUGAAUAAUAACUUCAUUUUGAAUCAAAUCAACUGUGAUGCUGGUAUUAUCACCUGAUGAACAAGUCUUGUGGAUCUGAUAAAUGUCGAUAUCUGAGUGUGAUUGUAAUGUUUGAAAUCUGUGCAUUAAAGGGCAAUGCCCACAUUUUUAAACCUAGGUUCAACUCAGUACAUCAAUUACUGACAAAAGUACUCAAGCCUCCUGUAGAUCGCAUCAGCCAGCAGCCGUGAAACUAGCUUUAAUUUCUUACAAACAUCACGUUUUUGCCCCAACACGUUCAGAUUGUUAUUGGAAUUUUUAGGAAUGAUAGUGAGAGGUCACCCGUCCAGCAUACUCUUGAAUAGAAUCAAUACGCUGUGUCACUUAACCGGAUAAACAAUACACACACACACACACACACACACACACACACACACACACACACACACACACACACACACACACACACACACACACACACAAAGUUCAGCAGCACUCCAAACAGCUGCAUGUAAUUGUCUAAAAAGAUGAUUUCGGAUAAAUUUUCUUAUCUGAAUUUUUAAAGAAGGCAAGCAAAAGUAUUUUACAAAACUGAUUUAAUUAACUUUCCUAAGAUGUACGGAGUUAAAAAAAAAAUGCUGAGCUAGAUUUCAUUAUUUGUUUUGCAUCAACUUUACUCUCCUUUUCUUUUUUUACUCACUUUGUCACCUGCCAAAAAGCCUGAAAAAGCCUCAGUCUUCAAGAAACAACCUCACCUUCUUCAUACUUUUCAUACGCCUCUAACCUGUUACAUGUUGACUUUUCCUUGAACAAAUAAACAGCUGUCUUCUUGUGAAGUUAUGCUCAAGGGCAAAAACUUGUUUCCAUAUAUUUCUUGGGUCAUAUAAAUCUCGAUAAUCUCACAGGUUGUAGUCAUUUCGCAGCCCUCCAACUGAGAAGCAGCAAAACACACGAUAAGAGUGAAAAUCAGGAGACGGAUCGAGGCAGCUUUCAGGCACUUCCCAACUGAACAAUUAAGUCACUGAUACAACAGAAAAAGAGAAACAUUUGCACAAUCAGUAUGAUUAAUUUAUAAAAGCCGCAUGCUUGUGUGGUUGUCAUAGUGACAUGCUGAAUAUCCUCAGUUUAUACAGUCAAUUAUUCAACCAAAACACCAUUGCGGCCCUUACGUCACAUUGUACCAUUCGCCACCUAAUGUGAAAUACAGGCGCCACAACAAACAUUUGCACUUUCGUGGUUUUAAUCUGUGAAAUAAUCAGAUUACUGGUGGCAACAUUUCUCUCUUCUGCAGUUGAGAUUUUAAAGUACAAUGUGGCGAAAUGCUAAAAUUAUUUAUGUUCCAGCUAUUGUGAAAUGACCACGAUUCGAUUAUGAAGGUUUACGCAACCUGUGACUCAAAACAAAGUAACAUACGAUUAAAUAAGUGAGUUUCCUACCCUGGGCAUGACACCAAAGCGAGAUUGCCACUGUGGGAAUCUGGUUUAUAAAUCACGUUAAUAGAUGGGAGUUGAUAUGAGAAUGAUUUAUUGAUGCGUCUGUAACUUCACCCUGUACUGACCAUGUGUAAUGAACUGGAGACGCUGCUGCCAUCCUCUCACUGUGUCAGUAUGUGAAAUAACAAGUGACAUCUCUGCUGACAAGCUGCCAUCAAUAAUGUAGAGUCUGUGGGCGGACAACAAAGUCAACUCACCCCGCAAACAAACGCACCCGCCAGCCGAGGAAUAAAAGGACUGAACCGAGCAGACAGGAUGUAAACAGCACAUCAGACGGGAUGCUGAGAUGUGAAGGAGCUGUUUUCUUCUUCUGUCCUGAUCACCUGAGUUUAGAGGGGACUGUGUCUGAUGUAAACACAGGAAAUAAAAAACAAGAUCCAGGAUUCGACAGCCUUUAUUUCAGCGACCCUCCUGUUGAAACUCAGAACAGAAAGAAAGGAGCAAACAAAUGAAAAUCCAGGAAGUUCAAACGGUACCUUUACAGUUCAGAGUCACUGGACAAACAUGAACACAGACCUGUAUAUUUACAAUAAUGCACGAAAACCACUUUUUUUUUCUCUGUACUAGGCACCAGAAAUUGUAAACACAUUUGGAAAUAAACCUGGAGGACUUGAUUUAACAUGUUUAUGCGUGAGAGAGUGCUACAGUUAUUGCAUGGCAGAGGGACCCUGUGUGAACGGACAUGAAUCUCUGCUCCAGCACUCGGCAGUGUGUCUCUUUAACUCUGUGCGUAAAUCUGGGUUUGUAUGUAAUGUUGUCGUUCAUUGCUCAUUUGUUCCCAAGCCCUGACUUGUCAGAUACACAGCAGCUUGUCAGAGACCAACUGUCUCCAAAUCUGACACUGUGGGUAGUCCUCAAGCAUCAUUUCUGGACCCUGUUUUCAGUUUAUGAUGUACUUUUACGGUUGAGUGGCGUGGAGGACAACAAAAUGUUUGAAAUACAGACUAGGGUGGAUUUCUGAAAGUGAAGUCUGUAGUGAAGCCAGCUGCCCUAUAGGUCAGUCUCAGAAGGGAAGUGGUUCAAACUCUAAAAUGCCAAAUUUGUCUGAAACAGACCGUAGCAGCUUCUGCACAUCCAGAACCAACAACUAGAAAUGAUCAAGCAGCCGCUGAAGGGACAUUUGAUAACUUUUAAAGUGAAGUUUCAUGAGUUAUGUCUCUGUCCCUCCAGCAGAAACAGGAUGCUAGACAAACUUCUGAUUUAGGUAGACCAGGCUGAGAUUCUGACUCAAGCACUCAUCUCAGGGUAAGUGUGUACAUACAUCCCUAACUUAACUAGAAACAUGUUUUUAGUGGAUUUUAU